AUGAGAGGGCACAAUGCCCGGUUAGUAGCCAGCACUAUGAGAGGGCACAAUGCCCGGUUAGUAGCCAGCAGUAUGAGAGGGCACAAUGCCCGGUUAGUAGCCAGCAGUAUGAGAGGGCACAAUUUUCAAGUACCAGAAGAGAGAGAUCACAAUACACGGGGAGGAAUGAGAGGCGGGUUUAUACCAUCAGCCACUGUCCCCGUGCUGUCACUGUUCCUCCUCCUCCAGCCAGUUCCAGUUACCGUGACUCAAGUUCCGCAGCAGUCGGUGACACAAGAUCACAGAGCUUCAGCCACCAAAGCACGCAAGACCCCAGCGUAACCCCUCCCACCUCAGGCUGGUGAUCCAAAGCGCGCAAGAAACUGCAUUACCACGGCAACCGCCACACGACUCUGUCCUCUCAAUACAGCCGAGAGUUAGUCAGUGAGUGUUAUUGUUGAGGUCAGCCACGCCCAUUAGCCCAUUAGCCCAUGCUCAUUGUGAGAUUGGAUGGUUGGAGGGUCCUGGCUGGCAAGGAAGGCGGCAGACAUAUUGUGAUUGGCAAUUCUUCACCCAGUUAAAAAUGUUGUUUGGCAUCUUUGACCAAUUCACUACAAAGUGCUAUAGGGACUGCGUUUUGCAAUUCCUUACCCAGGCUCCACAAUUACCAAUCUGGUAAAUAAAAACAAAAAUAACAGGUGAAGGUUUAAGCUAUAAAAUCUAGGUUAGAGUCGAGUUAUUCACUAAAGUGUCUUUUCUUUCUUUUCUUUUUUUUAUUUAAAAAAAUCUGAAUAAGUACCUUUGAGGGUUAUUUAGCAAACUCCUGCAUGUAGCAAAAUUAGAUCUGAAUUAUGAAAUAGCUGGGAGAACGUGGAGGGUUAUUCUCCAACUCUAACAUAGCAUAACUCCCAAUUUUUGGUAGUUAUGGAAGCAGGACAGACCAAGAGACCUGCCAGAGGUGCAACUUGUGUCAUUAGUGAUGUCAAGAAUGGGUGGGCCUGCAUGCCUCCCAACAUUGGAAUAGAGUAGAGGCCCAUUGCCUUUAUGUGUUUGGUAGACAUGUGCAAUUCGUUUUGGUCCGAAUAUGAAUUCGGACGAAUUUCGGGCUAUUUGGACAUUCGGGUACUUCCGAAUGUCCGAAGUGCCGAAUUGCAGAGGUCCCGAAGUUCCGAAAUUACCAAAUUUCCGAAGUGUCGAAGUGCCGAAGUUCCGAAGUUGCUGAAGUUCCGAAGUGUCAAAGUAGCUGAAGUGCAGAAGUUCCGAAGCACAGUAUUGCCUAAGUACUAAUAUACUUACCCAGUGAAAGAAGGAGAAUGUUACAUUGUAUACAAUUUUAAAUAAAAAGUAUACAAACAUAGCCAGGAUUCAGCUGUAAACAUUUGCAACACUUACAACAAUCAAGUAACAUACAUUCAUAUAAAAUGUAAGUUACUUAGCCAGUCAGUGUAAUAACAGGAAUGAAUAAGGAGAUAACUCCCUAAUUCCCACGGUAUUAGGGAGCUAUCUACUAAAAGGCUGAAAGACCCUAAUUGGUCUUUCAGCCAAAUUUACUAAUACUAAGUAAAGAUUACUUAGUAUUAGUAAAUUAUGCCCCUACUCACUAUACCGCGAGUAGGGGCAUGUCUAUUAAACAGUGAGCAGCCUCUGUUUAGGGCCCCCACCCACGAGGGGCCCCCCUAUUUAGGGUACCCCCUAUUUAGGGUCCCCACCCACCGCUCAGGGGUGGGGGCCAGGGGGAAGGACAUUAGGUGUCCCCCCCUUAUUCUGAUUUAGGGCCUCCACCCGCCGCUCAGGGGUGGGGGCCAGGGGGAGGACAUUAGGCCUGUGGCUGCUCACUGUAAAAAAAUAAUAGUGGGGGCCCUACAGUAAAAUAAGGGGGAGAACCUAAUGUCCUCCCCCCGGCCCCUCACCCCUGAGCGGUGGGUGGGGGCCCUAAAUAGGAGGGGGCCCUAUUGCCGAAGUCCCGAAUUGCGAAAAAUCCCGCAUUUCGGAAUGCCGAACCGAAAAUUUUCCCCAUGCACAUGCACAUGGGUCGCGUUUCAAGCUGUUCAGGGAUGCAUGCGAGACACAGGGUGAACAUGCUUGCUCUAAACAUUUCUAUUUGUUGCUAUGACCCAAAUGACUUAAUGUGCAAAUUUCUAAAUUAUGUCACAAAAAGGAAGACAUCUUGAUUUCCUUCGAUUACUUAAGCACCAGUGGAAUUGAUAUCACCAUCAGCAACUUCUUAUUACCACUGUUUUCACUGUCAACAGGACAUGAUUUCCCCCCUCUGAUUUAAAUUCUGUUUUCCUUCAGUGGUGGCAGGAGCAUUUGCCAUUCUGGCUUUCCAUAGACAUCUCCUCUCUGUUUACCUUUCAAAAUUACUCUUUUGUUUCUUUAACAAAUUACUUAUUACAGCUCAUAAUUGUAUUUUCCUUGCUAUUGUUGCUUUGUUUUAUUAUCUUUCCUGAAAACGUGUCAGUUUACCAUAAUUCAUCAUCAUUAUCUGUUUGUUUAUCAUUUGUUUAAUUGUUUAGUGUUUUUUUUUAUUUAAUGCAAACAAGGUAUUUCUUUUGAUAACUUUUUUUUAUAAAAACUAAUUCUUGAAAAAAAUGAAUCUACACAAUAAACAAUUUUUUUGUUUGUUAUAAAGCUACCAAUAUUAUUUUUUUGGCUGAAUGAAAGGUCAAUUUUUUUCUAGAUUAAAUUGCUACUUUAGGGCUCGACAAAUCCCAGGCGCCAGGUCGCCAUGGCGACUAGAAAUUUUGCCCUGGCGCCUGGGAUUUGCCAGCUCCUUAAUGUGGCCGCCGAGGGAGCUUUGAAGCAUGGAGCCGGCUGCCAGAGGGAGCAAGGAGGCAGCAGUGACACAGGACUCUCUAGUGGCCUUCUGAGUGAUGGUCACUAGAGAUGUUAAUAAGCUUUUUUUAUGAAAAGGCAGUGUUUACAUUGAAAAGCACCAGAACGACUACAUCAAUCUGUGGUGGUUCUGGUGACUAUAGUGUCCCUUUAAGAAUUGCAAUUUUCUUGUUGAAAAUGACUGGCUCCUAUCUUUUUUAGCUGGCUCCUAGAUUCCAAACAAAUUUGUCAUGCCCUGUGCUACUUACUGUGGUGAAAGUGGGGCGGAAGGUUUGCAAAGAAUGUAGGCAAAAAGCUGGAUUAUUUUUUUUUUUUAAAUGUUGUGUGUCCCCCCCUUGUAUGUGUAGUUAUUGCUUUCUAUGGACUGUUUGACAGACCAAAACGGAUAUCAGCAGAGAGGCUUGUCAGUAAUACUGUUGUGUAAAAACAUUAUCACCUAUUAGUAACAAUUUCAGAUUUACUUUGCACAAACAUUUAGUUUCGGAUCAGGAACAAAAAUUGCAGAAGAGAAAAUUUCUGUGCACAGCAACUAAGAAAACUUAGAAGGAAGAGGGAUCAUAGCCCCGCCCCCUUUUCACACCUUCAGUCACACCUGCUAGAAUAUACCUGUCCUUCUAUGCAGUCAAAUGCUUUUAGUUAUAGUAAGUGGGCUUUUGUUCUUUUUUUAAUUAUAAUAAUUUAUUUAUGUGUAAGGACAUAAAGCUAUAAAAUAGGCGAUUUAUUACUUUUCAUUAAAAUAAAAAAAAAAAAUAGAAAAUAAACUACCAAAUCACUUGCUCAAAACACAAAGCUAGUCUAGCUUUGGAAAACCAAGCACCACAUUUAUGUAAUGUAUAUAAUUUUAAAAACUAGGGCUCUGGAAAAGGUAACCGCAGGCAAUAGAUGUGACGCGCGUCCCCGCUUCCCCAAGCUGUGAGCCUGCCAGCCGGCGCGCCCCCGCCGAGCAGCCGCGCGCGGGCCACGUGCGCGCCGCCGUCUCUGCCGCCUUCUCACGCUAUUGGCCCGAGGCCCACACCAGCCCCUCCUUUCUCGGCGAGCUAUUGGCUGGCCGCCCGAGAGAAGCUCGCUCCUCCCCCCCUCCCUCCCUUUCGGCACAACAUACACACCCUGCACAUGGGGAGGGGGCGUAGCGGCAAACUUCGGACCACGUGACAGCAGCUGGCAGGGAAGCCGGAGAGAGGCGAGCGGCAGAACUGAGUGAGAGCAGGAGGAGAGAGGAUUGGGAGAGACAGACAGACAGAGAGACAGACAGACAGAGCCGCUCUGUGUCCAGGUACCCAGCAUUCACACACUGCACACAGACAUAGCAUGCUGCUGCACUCUGACAUCACAGACAUUCACUGAUUCCCUGUACUGGUCUGUGUAUGUAGUGUUACUGUCUGUACUGACACGUACUGCUCACACACCGAUACAGAAAGACACACACACAGAUACAGACACACACACACACACACAGAUACAGAAAGACACACACACACAGAUACAGAAAGAUACACACACAGAUACAGACACAUACACACAUACACACAGAUACAGAAAGACACACACACAGAUACACACAGAUACAGACACACACACAGAUACAGACACACACACACAGAUAGACACACACACUGUCCCACCAUCACUGACAACUACUGUCACAUAGACUGGAUACAUACCUGACAUGUCAUGUGACCCCCACCUAAUAUUAACCCAAUAUAUUUAUAUAUAUAUAUAAUAUGGAUAGACUGGUACCCGACUAAUAUAAUAUAGAUUGACUGGCACCCGACUAAUAUAAUAUGGAUAGACUGGCACCUGACUAAUAUAAUAUGGAUAGACUGGUACCCGACUAAUAUAAUAUAGAUUGACUGGUACCCGACUAAUAUAAUAUAGAUUGACUGGCACCUGACUAAUAUAAGAUGGAUUGACUGGCACCUGACUAAUAUAAGAUGGAUAGACUGGCACCUGACUAAUAUAAUAUAGAUUGACUGGAACCUGACUAAUAUAAUAUGGAUAGACUGGCACCUGACUAAUAUAGAUUGACUGGCACUCAACUAAUAUAAUAUGGAUAGACUGGUACCCGACUAAUAUAAUAUGGAUUGACUGGCACCUGACUAAUGUAAUAUGGAUAGACUGGCACCUGACUAAUAUAAUAUAUAUUGACUGGCACCUGACUAAUAUAACAUGGAUAAACUGGCACCUGACUAAUAUAAUAUAUAUUGACUGGCACUCAACUAAUAUAAUAUGGAUAGACUGGUACCCGACUAAUAUAAUAUAGAUUGACUGGCACCUGACUAAUAUAUAAUAUCGAUUGACUGGCACCUGACUAAUAUAUAAUAUCGAUUGACUGGCACCUGACUAAUUUAUAAUAUCGAUAGACUAGCAUCUGACUAAUAUAUAAUAUCAAUAGACUGGCACCUGACUAAUAUAAUAUGGAUAGACUGGCACCUGACUAAUAUAAUAUGGAUAGACUGGUCCCAACCUGACUAAUAUAAUAUGGAUAGACUGGUACCAACCUGACUAAUAUAAUAUGGAUAGACUGGUAACAACCUGACUAAUAUAAUAUAGAUAGACUGGUACCUGACUAAUAUAAUAGACUGGUACCAACCUGACUAAUAUAAUAUGGAUAGACUGGCACCUGACUAAUAUAAUAUGGAUAGACUGACACCUGUCUAAACUUGUGAAUAUUGGUUGGCACCUGACUAAAACAAUGCACAUGGACUGGCACCUCACCAAAAUGAUACGCACAUAUUGGCACUUGGCUAUAUUAUAUAUAUUGACUUAAGUGGUAUACAGAGAGAGACACCUGUCUAGAAUAAUAUGCAUAAACUGGGACCUGGCUAAAAUGAUACCUACAGACUGGCACGUGACUAAAUUUAACUUGUUUGUGUAGACCGAUAAAUACCCAACAGUUUGUAUAUACAUUGGUUCCUGCAUAGUGUGCAGACUGGCAUCUUCACAUUAUAUGUAUUGACAGGCAUUCACCUCACACACACACAUACACACAUAUAUAUAUAUAUAUACCAGUAACUAGCUGAAAUGUUUAUAAGCAGAAACUUGCCUUACCAAUGCAAAGGCCCUUAUCUUUGCUAAAGUAUGCACAUAUUCAACAUGGAGAAGGCUUGUAUUCAUCUAACGUUAUAUAUAUUUAUAUAAAGUGACACCAAGAUAAUACAAAAAAUGUGUACUGACACCGGAUUAAAGUGGCUUUGUCACCUCAAACGAAACCUUUGUGCUAUUGUUCCCUCUUUCAGGAUCUAUUCUUUAUAUCUGAUAUGUUUCUUUUUAAAACUUAAAACAAUAUAGAGACAGCUUUGUUUUGUGUUUAUUUCCUACGCUUGACAAUCUUGACAAAGGGUGGAGCUUAGGACAAGUUCCAGCAUCUUUACAAAGAGAUCCUACUUUGUCUUUUGUUUUAAAGAGAAAUAGAUCAGAAAUGAAGAAAAUAACAAAUUCUGUUGCCUGCAUAUUGUGCGAGCAGUCACACAUUAUGCACAGAUUUAACAUUGGCCAGCCUUAAAAUCUCACUCUGAGAGCAAAGUUCUUUAACUCUGUACGUGAACAAUUUCUCAGUGAAAUACUACACAUGUUGACCGCAAGCUCCAUGAAAAUGUUAAAGCACUGAAGUGGUCAUGGUGCUUGCAGUAUACCUUUCUUAUCAAGGGCAUGUUUUUGGAGUAGUAAACUGUACUGGCAGUCUAUUAUCUCCCCACUUUAGUUAUUUUUCUGUGUACUUAUUUUCUCAAUUUGUUGCUCUUUAUGUUUACAAUUGCAGGAAAUUAGAUUUUUGGUCCUUGCCUAUUAGAUUAAUCCAGGAUGUGUAUGGAUCAAUGAUUUUAUGCUAUGAUUUUGUUAAUUGCGUUUAUAUAUUUGAUAUCUUCUCUUCAGUAAGAAGUUAUCUAAUCUUUACAUAGUGCACCUUUGAUAGUGUGUUUGGUGUAACUAUGUAUUAUGUGUGUAUAUAUGUAUGUGUUAGAGAUGGAGUCUUGCUUCACAUUAACGAUGAAACUAUUGUCAUGAGUGCUUUUCUUAAGAGGUGUUUUGAAAAAUAACGUGUGUGUGUAUAUUCUAAAAAGGGUCCAUGCACUGAUACAUAAUGUAUCUUAAUCGCAAGAAUUUAGGCAAAUUUCAUUACAUAAUAGCAAUCCUGGCUGAACAGGAUAUAGAAAUAUUAAAACCUGAUUAAUGUUAUACAGAAGUACUGUAGUACCUGCCUGAUAAAUAAAAAUACGGAGACAUACCUCAUGUUUUAUAACCAAUGAAACACUGAACACUUAUUUAGCAGUUCUGACACUCCCGCCAUGUCACACUGUUGACCUGAGUCCCCACAUCCACCCCUCAUUCCUGGAAACUUAUUGGCCUAGCACUUGUUAUUUGACCCUCCCUUCGGUCACAACAAUUUAGCUCAUUAUAAAUAUAGUUUUAAUAAUAGCACACACCUUGCAUGCGGGGAGGGGGCAUACACUUCACACCACGAGUUAACAAGUUACAGAGAAGACAUGUUAAUUAGAUUUGUAAAGUAUGCAACAUUACAUAAACCCAAUACCUGUAUACUAAGGCACUUGAUUCUUGCCCCAGAAUUGUAUCCCUAUGCAUUAGAAACAAUUUGGCAGAUACAGUGUAACCUCUAAGUCUUCUAAAACUGAUUUAAUUGUGUGUGUGUGUGUGUGUCACAUUGUGGCAUUGUAUUGGUCAUCUGGCAAACAAAAUAUCAAAUGUUUUCCUACAGUGAUAUCUCACAUUUUUUUCAAAGGCUGGAGACUAUACUUUAUACACAGAUCAGCAUUUUUAUUGUUAAAUAAGCAACCUAGCACCUAAUUGCACUAAAUGGCCCAACGUAUGUAGACGCUCCUUCUAAUUAGUGGAUUUAGUUACCGCAGCCAUAUCUAACAGAUUCUCACUUCCAAGCAAUCUUGUGCUGUAGAACUGAGUGAUUUUAAACAUUAAGUUGUCCUAGGAUGCCAAUUUCCAUCAGGUCAGUUUGCAAAAUUUGUACCAUGUUGCAGUUGCCACACAUAUUUAAUAAGUGCUGUUUUUGUUAUGUGGAAAUGCCAAGAACAACAAACUCUCUCUCCUUUAGUGUUAUGCCACGUACAUUUGAGUAAAAUUGUGUGUCUGUGGCUGGGCUUUUAAAAACUCUGCUUCUUAUUUUAACCAAGGACAUUGCCAAGGAUUGGGACAUGGCAUAAAGCUUGUCACCACCGAUGCUGGAGAAUUUUAAAUGUGUUUUCUGGAAUGAUAAAUUGUUCGUAACUAUCUAAUUAAGUUGGAUAACACUGAUGUUGAUGGAUUCCAAGAACUCAAAGUAAUAUGCCUGAUUGCAUAGUAUUCAUGAUGGAGGAAUAAGGUCUGGGCCUGGUUUAAUUGUUUGUGCUAGCUCCUGUAAAGAGACAUCUUACUUCGCUAUGGAUUGACAUAGUGCACAAUUCCAUGCUUCCACAUUUUUGUCAAGUUCUGAGGUUUUUGGAAGGUCCUUUCUUGUUUCAGCACGACAGGGCUCCUGUGCACAAAACAAGGUCCAAACAAAAGUGGCUUGUGGAGAUCAUUGUAGAAGAACUUAACUGGUCUACACUAGCUCAUCCUUCUCCCCCAUUCUAUACCUUUUGAGAUCAAUUGCAAUAAGUAUUAGCAAGGACUAACAGCCCAAUAUCAGUCACUCACAGUUUCCUUUGCCUGAAUGGUAGUACAUUCCUGCAGCAGUGGGAAAAACGUCCCACAAAAAUAGACCGCUUCAGACCCAACAGGGGGAGUGAACUCUAAAUUAAAAUGAGUUCUUUUGAGAUAUUCAGUGAGAACGUGUCUGUAUUAUUUGGUAAUAUUGUGAAUCAUUGCAUACAGCCCUCCAACCUAUACAUUACAUUGAGUUGGAAUUGUCUACAACUGUGAUUUAAUGCAGAGGUAUGCUGUACGUUGCUGUUGUAACUCAUUACUGGUCUAUGAUAUCUGUGCCUUACGCUUCAUUAAACCAUUUAGAAAUGUUCUAAUGUAUGUGCAUGUAUUAUUUGGGCAUAGUGUUAGCUCAGUAAUGAUGGUAACGUAAUAUCAAUGUGAUUAUGUAAUUGUACACACUACCUCUUUCAGUUAAUAUCAUUUGCAUGUAUAGCUGGAAGCAUUGUUUUAAAUAUUGAGGAUGCAAGUCAGCGCUUGACUGAAAUAUUGUUGGCCUGUUUCUUGUAUAUUGAGCACAGAUUGUAUUCUUGAUUUUGUUUUCUGCCUUGUACAGCACUGUCCAUCCCAAGCUUUUUUUCUUGAUCAUUUACUUUGUUUGUGUCUACCCUCUCAGCUGGAACGAUAUUUCAAGUAUCUAAACCACUAUGUCUAAAAAAAAAAAUCUAUAAUAAUUUCAGAUUCAAGCACUGGAAAUUCACCUAGCUUUGUAUGUUCUCUCUCUGGCUACCGUCUUGUGAUGGUAUAUUUCUAAUAUUAGAAAUAUAUAUCAAGCAAAUUGUUGUUUCAGUCUUUCCCAUUGGCAAUACCUUGAAAUAGGUUGGUGUAAAGGUCCGAAAACAAUAAAUAUGCUGACUUUAAUGUUAUGAUCUGUGAGUGUGUCCUUUUUUAUUCAUUUGCUGUAUUUUUGGCUCUUCUGUGAACUUUGCAUCUAGACAUAUAUUAUUUAAAAAAAAUAACCAUUUGUACAGUUCCACCCUGAACCGCAGUAUGUGGGGCUCCUGGAAAGUACGUGUAUACUUAAUUAUAUAAAAAAUAGAAUGCAGCCAGAGAGACCAUAAAAUAAAUGGAAAAAAAUCCUACCCCCAUGCUUGCUACCCCAAUACCUUUUUUUUUUUUUUUGCAAACAAUAACUUUCAAACAACCAUAGCAGUCCUGGAGUUAUUAGACUCCACCCUUAAUCAUUUUCAACCAGAAUACUUGAUUUGAAAGGAAAUCAAUAUUUUACUCUAUCUUAUUAAAUAUUGGGUAAAAAGAAAAUAAAUCUGAAAAAAAAAUUGUUACGUGCAGACUGCAAUGACCUCAUUGAGAUUAUAAAUGAUCUCAUGCAAAUAGAGACUUUUUGAUUGAUAGCAAUAGUGAUAUUAUUUUUCCUUUAAAAAAAAAAAAAAUCCUAGAGUUUCUUCAUUCUUUUUUUGGGGGUGCGCUAUUUUAAACAGAUACUGGAACCCCAUUCGUUUAUAACCUAUGGGACAUUCAGUGUGUGCCAUAGGAUUGCCCAUCGAUUUCUAGGACUUGUUACUAAUCUUACUAGUAUACCUUAUUAUAUGCUGUCCCACUGAUCUGCUUGUAGUCGCUACAAUUGAUGAUUAUGUCAUAUAGUACAUUGAAUAAUUGUGUGUUGCCUUUUUUUCCAUUAUUACUGGUCUAGUGAAGUGAUUUGUCUGCAAGAUUAUUGCUGAUACAUUUUAUCAUUUAGAUUAGACAAUUCUGGGCAGAGGGCCAGAGCAAAGAAUAUACAGAUGGGCAGGCAUAGGAGAGCUAUCUAGGCAUCCAAGGUCUUGCCAGAGCCUGACCUAAACAGCAUCUUAACAGAUUUACUUAUUGUGCCUGUUGCAUAUACUAUCACUUCUGUCUCCCAACACCAUUCAUACUUUAUUAAAGCAUAUGUUAUUCGCUCAUAUAUGAAUAGCACAUAGAUGAAUACAUAACAAUCAAAACACGUUUUUUUGUUUAUAUAUAUUUUAGUUCAUAAACAUAACUGAGUAACAUUUUUUAAGUGUUAUUUUAAAAAAAUAAACUUUUUAAUAAGCAACGUGUGCUUUAGGGAAGCACAGUAAGAAUGUAGAGAAAAGAGAAACACAAGUUUAUAAGGAACUAUAAAAAACCAUUUAUGCACGGUUUUAUUUCAUGGUUAUGAUACUAGCACAUCCCAUAGUAACAUGGAAGCGUCACUCACAUCCCUAUUGCUAGUAGAAAUUUUAAGUCUUAUUAAAACAAAAAUUAUUUAAAAAAUUCACUUCAGUGGAAAAGACAUAUUAGUUAGGUUUACCAGUUCCACCAUGUUUUCAGGGAAACGUAUGUCAUAUUCAUAUUGAUGGGUAGCACAUGAAAAGGGUUGCCCUGCAUUAUGUAGAAUUCAGAAGAAGGUGUAUAAGAUUAAGUAAUUAGGCAAUGAAGAAUCCUGCAGAACAUGGUGGAUUUGACAACUCUAAUAUUAGUGGAACCCUUUACUUAUUUUUAAACCCCGCUGUUCUGUACAUGUUUUUGGGAUGUACCAAUUGUCUUCCAGGUUAAAGGCAAACACAGAUCCAGUCCUAAGGUAAUUAGUUCUACGGCCAACUUUCCAUGUUUAUUCAGCAUAUCCCAUCCACUAGACUUUUAAAAGCAUUUUUACGUAUUAUUUUAAAUAUCACUGUGUUAUAUAAUGAAAUGUGGCUUUAAUUGCUUUAGAACCAUUGAGUAUAUUUUUGGAACAUGUGUAGUGCACAUAGCAAGUAUACAAACAAAUUAAAUGGCUAAUAAAAAUGCUUCACUUGCAAUAUAUACAUUAUGUCAAUUUCUUAUUUCAUACACACCUUCUCCUCAUCCAUUUUAGGCAGAGAACGCCAGCAUCUAUUCACAGAAUGGAGAAUAAUGGAAAUGCCAUAUUUUAGAAUAUUUCCAGUUUGUUUAUUUUGGCAUAGGAGUUGCAAUUGCUUUAUCAGUUCUCUACAAUUACUUGGCUUAAUGAAUAAAUACUAUAGUGAUUAUAUUGUAGCUCAAAUGUUCAAGGUGUAGAUAAAUAGAUUUUGUUCCCCAUUCUCAUUAUAUUUUUGCUGACAUUGUACUUUUAAUUUGAGUACAAAGAUGAUAGACCUUAUUUAUCUUUUUGCUCGAGUCCUCACAUUAGUGACAGCAUGCUGUUUUAGCGUUGGGUAAGCCGAAUAAAAUUUUUAGAUCUUUUUAUUUUUUAUAAACUUUCCUUUCAAAUAAAAUAUCUAGACAUAUUUCACAAUAUGUGGGAGACAAAUGUUUCCAGUAAUGAGCUAAACGCAAGUCAUGACUGAAAUAUAGACAGGAUUCAAACUGCUGGAAUACACUGCGACGUGACAUUUUGUCAGUACAUUGAAAAGGUGAAUCUGCAUUAUUGUUGACCAGUAUUUACAUAUACACAACUAUUCUCAGUAUAGAUUAUCAAACGGGUAAGCCAAUAUGUUCCAUUUUUUUGGCCUUUCAAGGCAUCAAUGCAGAGAGGUUAAAAGGUACAACGCUAGUCUACAAUCACAUGAGCUCUCUUUUGUGUAUCUAUUGUCAAGGGUUAGAUGAUCGGAACCUUGCAAGUGAUUCUGUCUUAUAUUAGCUGAGUACACUGCUUUUAUAUGGCUACUGCCUUUUAUUUUUAUAAAGUGUAGUGUUUGUGUGAGCUCAUAUGUUAAUAGUACUAAAUAUAAUACCUAGAUUACGUGAGAAUAGCCUGUUCCAUCUGUUUGUUAACUUCUUGUGCCUUUUAGUUGAGCCACUCUGUCUGUGACUUGGCAUUUAUUGGCCGUGGUUUGACUGUUUGAAAAACUCUUUGUGCUGUGUAUAGUGUGUACCCAUAAACAUAUUUUAUUUACUUUGCCAGUUUUAUAAUGUAACUGUGCAGAACAUGAUGAUAACACUUACUCAUAAAGCAGUGAAUUUCAGCUGGGUGAUGUAAACUUGGAAAACAUAUUUUCAGAUUUUACAAAUUAAAGCAAAAUGGUACUGUAAGAUAUGCUUAUAUCGCAUCCUCCAGAUACUGUUUAUUUUAUUUUUUAUUGAUGUUAAAUUGGCUAUUCAACUGCUAUAUAGCUGCCAAACCUUUCAUGACAUUGGAUUCAACUAAACAACCAUUGCAACUAUUUUCCUUUUAAUUGUGAAACAAAAUAAUAAUCAAACAUUGAUUCAUUUUAUUGUGUCUCUGUAACAUUACAUGAGCUAUUUUCUUCCUUAAAAGGACAAUCCAGGCUGGUAUUAACACUUUUUUUUUUUUUUAAAUCCAUUUUUAGAUUGUACAUGACAUUAAGAAAAAACAACCAAUCUUAGUUCUGGUGCAAAUCCUCACAAAUUACAUCAACAGCCUUGAGUUUUACCUACUCCAGAAAGCCCCAUUCUUAGACUAGGACCAUGAUGUAUGUAGUGUUGAACUAUUGGACAUGAUUAACCCUGCAUAGAAAUGGUUAAUGUGUCAAUCAGGAACUAGCUGUUUAACAGACUAUGUAAAUGUGGUGACCUUCAAAAUGCAAAUGACAUCUAGAAUAUGUCACACUGGAGGGGCUUACUAGAAGCUUUUAAACCUUUUUGUACUCGGCUUUGCAUCUCUUCACGAUGACUUCUGAUUUAAUGGACUGUGUAAGUGGGGAGGGAGGGAUAGAGAAGGAACUGAGACAUCACAUACAUAGGUAUCCUAACAAGAGAGAAGAGGAAGUAUUGGGGAGGUGGCACAUAGAAGGUAAGGUAUGCAGAAGACUGCAAAACAUUUAUUAGCAAAAUUGGGCAUUUAGCUAAUUACUUAGGCCAAAAUAUAUAAAAAGGCCCUAAAUAAAUGUUUUGUGUUCUGGAUUGUUCAUUUAAUUAAUGUUUUCACAUAAAACUAUUGGGUACAAUUCUUGAGUCCAGAACCGGAGUAAAGUGUUGGAACAUAUUCACACAUAGAUAACUUUUCCAAGCUUCAAAUAUCGCAAAUAAGCUACAAGACAUAUCUGUUAAAACACCAGCUGCUAUUGUUAGUGAUUACCACCAGUCCCAGUGCAACAAAUAGUAUUACAGGUUAAAUGAAUUAAAAGUAAUUAUCAACUUCUGAAAGUUUUAAACUCUCCUGUAGAGAUUAAAGGUAGACUCCCACCUCUAUAACAACUGAAGUUGUUAUGUUGGCAAGAGGGUCUGUGCCCCUUUAGGGGUUAAAUUGUUUUUCAGCAGGUUAACCCUGUACAGUAGUUCGUCCACGGUGUCCCAGCUCUGUCUCCACUCUUCUUUGCUCUGACCUCCGCAAUGAUCAUAAAGGUUUGCGGGGAAGCCGGUGACAAGCUGAGGAGCCCAUUGACAGUUGUCCAGUGAGUGGAGCAUUGAGCAUGCUAUUGAUAAGUUAAAUGCAUAUCUUGGCACACAGAAAAUCUACAUUUGGCGUAAUGUUGUGCAUAUUUGAUUAUCACUUUCCAUGAUCUUUUACAGUUGAUAGCAAUUUGAAAUGGUUCAAUGACCUUUUAAUAAUCCUAAAGCAGGACUGGUCAGUGAUUCUAGGUUCUGUUGUUGUAAUAACACACCUAUUAUUCUCAGUCAGCAGCAUAGUAGCCUGAGAAUAGAUCCAGAGUUGUAUUCAUUAUGUAAUUUAUUAGAUUUGAUUUCUGAAAGCAUUAACAUCUCUAUAAAUUAUAUUCUGUUUCGUGCUGGAUAUUCACUGAAAUGUGAAUUGUUGAGCAUUCAAGGUGAAUUCAAUGCGAGUUUGACAUUUAAGGCAACAGUUGUCAAAUUGGAAAAAUAAUCAGUCACUUAAGUUUUUGCUAAGUCUAAUUUGACCUCUUUAAAAAUUCACUUUUCCAGUCUAGAUAAUUCACACGUCAGUGGAUAAAAACCUGUAAGUGAGUUUUUUCUCCAUAGAUACUCAAGAGCUAUCAAGGUAGUGAACUUAGAAAAUAAAAUAAAAACAUCUAGGAAAAUGAGAUAAGAAAAAAUGGCACUUUGAUGGAAACUGAAAUAAUUACUAUAUCUGGUGUUAGCAGAAUUGUUGUUAAAACUGUAUCUCAGGCUUGUGUUAGGCGUAGAAUAAGUUCUGAAAAGAUGUGAUUUGCUGUUGUGGUUUAUAUUCCGAAGCAAUACUUUAGGAUGGUACUGCAAUUUAGUGAUUUCAUGGGGAAACAGAAACAGCAUUCAUUAUAUGCAGUGUAAAUAUGUCAGGGUAGCUGUUUAUGGGGAUGACAUUUUCUGUGGCAGCUGCAAGUUGUUUAAAAACAAUAUUUUUGAUGACUUUUGUUAGAAGACUAUGUUUGGAAUAUUUUUGCAAACUGUAAGCAUUCUAAUUUCGUUAUGCUUGCAGUCUAAGAACUGGCUGUGUACCAUUUACAGUGUGAGCAAAUCUGAUCCUGAUGCAAACUUGAAAAUUAAACCAGACCUGUGGACUAACUCUCAUCACCUCAGGCAAGGCGUACAUAAUUAUUCAGCACUUAUCCAUCGGGUUACUCCAAUCCUUCUUAAUUAAAUAACUUUUUACAUUUACAAUGCUUUUUUGGGCAUUACUAAUCACUCCCUCCUUUUGGAAAACCAUAUUAAGUUGUAAACUUACCUUGAAUCUGGACUCCCUGCACUGGUUUCCAUACCCCCAUCUGACCUCAAACCUCCCUUGCUAGGUCAAAUCAAAUGCUUCGACCAUUCUCACUGGCUAAGAUUGCAUACGAGGAUUUGAACAAUGGAGAGAGGAAAUAUAAAAAAAAAUAGUAUUAACUAUAGCAGGGUGGCAGGGAAGGCUAAAAUAAAGAAGAAAAGGAUGGAGGGUACGUGCCUUUUAAAAGAAUAAAUAAAAAAUUAAUGGGUAGCUACUGGUUGGCUUAGCAGGAGUAGGCAACCUUUGACACUCUCAACUACAUCUUCCAUAGUGUUGGCAAAGCAUCAUGUAGUCCACAACAUUUGGAGUGCUGAAUGUUGUCUACCCUUGGUUUAGAGCAGUGGUUCCCAACCCAGUCCUCAGGUACCCCCUACCACUUCAGGAUUUAAGGAUUACUCAAUUGUAUCAAAGGUAUUUUUAGAAAAAAGCAAUACUUUAGACACAAAAGGGUAAUCACUAAAUCCUAGACUGGUAGGGGGUACUUGAGGACUGGGCUUGGAACCCCUGGCUUAGAGCAACUGCUCUGCACAGCGGCAGUCCAUGCUUCCUCAAACUGAUAUUCUAAAACUGGAUGUGGGAAGAGGAAGGGGUUAAAAUCUUACCUUUCUCCAGCGCCGGGCAGGGAGCUCUCUUCCUCCUCUCCUCCUUCAUAGCGACGUCAUCGGCCGAAUGCGCAUGCCCGGCAGGAGCCGCACGCACAUUCAGCCAGUUCAUAGGAAAGUAUUUACAAUGCUUUCCUAUGGACACUGGCGUCUUCUCACUGUGAUUUUCACAGUGAGAAGCAUUCAAGGGCCUCUAGCGGCUGUCAAUGAGACAGGCUCUAGAGGCUGGAUUAACCCUAUUAUAAACACAGCAGUUUUUCUGAAACUGCUAUGUUUAUAAAAAAAAAAGGGGUUAACCCUAGCUGGACCAGGCACCCAGACCACUUCAUUAAGCUGAAGUGGUCUGGGUGCCUAUAGUGUCCCUUUAAUCUAGCCAUGCUUUAUACAUUUUCCGUUGGCAGUAACUGGAGUGAUUGCAGUGACAACUUCCUAUAGAAAUCAUAGCAACUCCCUCUUUAGUUGUGGUGCUGAAAAAUUGAUAAAUGGGUUUGGGGGGGUGGGGUGGGGGGGGCCUAUAUUUAGAUAGUUUAUUUAUUUGUUAUAGAUUUUCUACCAUUUCUGAUAAGAGAAUGUAAAAAUGGAUUUUCUUUUGUAAAAUGUUAACAUUUUGUGUGUACCACCACAGGCACACUUUAAAGGCUGCAUUAGCUAAAACAGAUAAAUAAUAAAUAAAAAUAUUGGGUUUGUAAAUGUGACCACUGAUAGAUCAAGGCUUUAGUUGGAAUACUGCACUCAAGGUGUUCAUCUGUUUAGACUUAAAGCAGCACUGUCACUUGUGGGAAUGUUUGCAAAUUUCUAAAGAUGUCUUAACAUGACCUGUCACUUGCACGGUGGUGGUAAGGGGAAGCAUUGUCAUAGUUUUGCUGCCAUACUUCUUUGGUUUCUAGUGAUGUCUGCUGGGAGUCAUUGUCAUUAUUACACUCUCCCGCAUAUGGGAGUUUAUAAAGGAUCCCACAAUGCCAUGAAGUAUUAGAUAAUCUCUUGUAUGUGCAAUAAAGUACCAUAUCUAUUACGCAUCAUGCUAGAUAAAGCCUGUUCCCAUCAGCCGUGGCAAAGAUUGCCAGAGAUUGGCAAGUAUAUAUGACAAAGAAGUCCUUACUGUGUCUCCUGCAAAUCUUGGGUUGGAAUUUCAAAGUAAUUUCAAUACUGUAAAAAAAAAUAUUUUUUGUCAUAAACAUUCUGAAUUUAUGAAAAGCUCAAAAGUGACAGCACUGCUUUAACUUUAAUGCCAAAUACAAAAGAGGUAAUCUCUAUCACAUUCCAUGCCUCCCAGGGCCAGUUUUAAGAGAACCACACCUAUAAUGUGCAGACAGUAUAAUUUUAUUCACAUUGUAACUUUUUUUUUUUUCUUCACUCAAUCUUAAACAUUACGCUCAAGGUCUGUAAUUCACCAUGGAGACGGAUGUUAUGUGAGGCAAUUCUAUGAUCAUGUUCACAGCUGUAUGCAGGAUUAUUACGCCGUGAUUUCCAGAGGAAAACCUAUUGUUUGGUCCAGGCUUGCUGUGUAGGGGUUUGCUUCCACAAUGUGCGGGGGGCAAGAGGAAACUGAGAGGUCAUUAGACUUGCUAAUAACUGAUUAGAUGUGGCACGAGUGUAAUUGCUUAGGAACUUCCUACAGAGUGGCUGUAGUUUUCCAUAGUACGUGAAGUAACAUUAUUGUGCAGCCUGACUUAAAACAACCUGUGCCAGCUUCUAAUUUUUGUAUUAGCAAAAUAAGGAUACUGAAAAAUUGUGUAUCUACAUUUUGUUCUCCCUACCAUGCAUAAUGCAUAAUCCAUAUUAUUUAUUCUGUAUGUGUCUUAAAUCCAUCUAGCUGUAAUAGUGCAGAAUAUGUCAGACCGCAUGGCCAAAAAAGAAUUGCACAUCAGUUAAAGUGACUUUUAUUACAUAAUAUAUGUAUAAUGUUAGAAUAUCUGUAUAUUAUAGUGGCACACGUCAGUUUACUACCUUUGAGAUCCAGGGAUAUACAGCUUGAAUAUUGCACCAAUUCUCAAAUAAGAUAGAAAAAGCAAUAAAAAAGCAUGCUAGAACCGCAGACUGGUGCAUUAGGGUAGUAUGGCGUGAGGAAUGUGGGGAGUAAUGGACUCCUUCAAAAAGAGUUCUAAGCCAUAUAAAGACAAAGUUACAAAAUAAAAUGCUGACACAACACAACAACACUAUACAUUUUACAAUGUGUUACUAAUCUAAUCAAUGCAGUGUUUUUAAAAUGUAUCUACCACUACCUGCUGGUGUUAAAAAUAUUUAUGCUUACUAUAGUUGGAGCACUAUCUUUAAAGGGACACUAUAGUCACCAGAACAACGUCUGGUGAGUAGAAUCCUUACCUUCAGGCUUUUUGCUGUAAACACUGUCUUUUCAGAGAAAAUGCAGUGUUUACAAUACAGCCUAGUGAUAACUUCACUGGCCACUCCUCAGAUGGCUAUUAGAGAUCCUUCCUGUGUCAUGGCUGCCUAAAAUGCAUCCAAACAUUCAGUGUCUCCAUGCUCUGCAUGCAGACACUGAACUUUCCUCAUAGAGAUCCAUUGAUUCAAUUCAUCUCUAUGAGGAGAUGCUGAUUGGCCAGGGCUGUGUUUGACUCAUGCUGGCUCUGCCCCUGAUCUGCCUCUUUGUCAGUCUCAGCCAAUCCUAAGGGGAAGCAUUGUGAUUGGAUCAGGCUACCACUUCUGAUGAUGUCAGCAGACAACUUGUUUGUCUGAGGCAAACAGCAUGCAGAUCUACAGCUUCAGGCUUGAAUACAGUAAGAUUUUGCUAUAUUUAUGGAGGCAUGAGGGGCUCAGAGGGGCUAGAUGGUGGUUUUAACACUAUACGGUUAGGAAUAUAUGUUUGUGUUCCUGACCGUAUAGUGAUCCUUUAAAUCGACACUUUAGGGUUAGGAGUACAAACAUGUAUUUAUAACACUAACAUGUUCCUCUGCCCCCACAGACCCCUUCCCGGCAGGUGUAAAUGGUUAAAUAACACUUUAUUCACUUCAAGGUCCCUUGGCGCUGGCCUGUGCUCAUACUCCUCCAACAUCACCCGAUGGAGGGAAUGUAAAGCACAUGUGUGUCAAGCACCUUAGGGGCACUAGGCAUUUCCCAUAGGAAAGCAUUGCCUCAGUGAUUUCCUAAGGGGUUUUUACUUGAUGCUGAAUGUCAUCGUGCAGAGCAUAAGAGGUCCAGCAUCAUUUCAGAGAGUCAAACUCCAUAUGACCCCAGGAAGCGCCUCUACUGGCUGUCUGAUAGACAACCACUAGAGGCAGUCUUUAUAUUGCGACGUAAAAAUUUACAUUUCUCUAAAACUCCACUGUAUUACAUUGCAGGACUAUGGUGGACCGGGACAUUGUGCGCAGACCACUUCAAUGAGAUGAAGUGGUCUGGGUGCCUGUACUGUCCCUUUAACAUUUUGGAGGUAUUCAUUAGUGAGUUACUUUUUAAAGUGUGAAUCCAAUAUUAGGCCAGAAUCAAAUUAGCUUUUGUGGCCUAAAAUGUAAAAAAUAUUUGAAUUCACAUUUUUGUAAAUAACUCCGUAAGUCUUGAAUUUGGUAGAACUAACAAUUGCCCAUGCUCUAUUCUCACAUGCGCGAGAGUACAGCAUUCAAAUUGGCUCUCGCCAAAUGAAACACCAGUAGCUGAAGGGAUCUCGCGGAAAAAUUGCGGCUGCCAUGAGGAACAGAUUCAGGUAAGUAAAAACUACCUUCCCCUGCUCCUCACAGCCACUGAAAUGCAAAUACGGCUUGCCCCUGCUCCUCACAGAACUUUCUCUUUUAGGCUAUGUGUGCUGCCUGCGUACAAACUAGCAUUCCGAAACAGAAUCAAUUGCUUUGUAUCCCUGAACUUUCUCUUUUAGGCUUCUGUGUGCUGCCUGCGUACCUUCAGUUAUUCUUUCGAAACAAUCAAUACCUAUUAUGAAUAUGAAAUAUGUGACCUCUUUCUGACCCCAUAAAAUUGUAUCAGUCAAUACAAUUCCAUGUGUAAUCUGUCAGGGUUUGCAUUGCACAGAAUUGUACUAUAGAUGUAGUUUAUGCAUUUAUUUCCAUGACAGGUCUGUGUAGAAGUAAAUAGAGCAAAGUUGCUAUAGGAACCUGGUACUUCAGAGUAGGAGAAUAUAGUUAAUACGUGUGUGUGUUUUUUUUUAUUAUUAUUUUUAUUUUAUUUUUUUGAAUAAUGUAUUGGUUUAGUCAUUUGAAGAAGAAUCUCCGUAGGAGACAAAAAAAAAAAAAAUAGUCUACUCAACUGCCCAAAUAUUUUAUAAAAUACAAAAUCUAGAGAUUGCUUGCCUUGAUAACAUAAAUACAGAGAUACUGUUGAAAAUGCAUGUGGAUAGGACAACACCCACAAAUAAGAGAACUACCAUAAAAAAAAAUUGUAAUAUGCCAAAUCCUAAAGAAAGAAAGAAAGAAAGAAAGAAAGAACGAAAGAGGAACAUAACUAAAUCAUUGUGGGUUUAAACCUAUGAUCAAAGACAGAUUUAUUUUAAGCGGAUGAUCUGUGUCCAGUCAGAUAUUUCUUAGACAGAAGUGAUGAGGACACACAGCGCAUGCACAGCAGUCAGUGGGGUCUUCUCAUAUAUAUAUAUAUGCAUAGGACACACACAGUAUUGAGAGCUGACACCCAUAGCUGCCAUAAAAAAUUUCGGAACCCCUCAAAAGUCUAGGCCCCCGGGGCCCAUCCCCGAGUCUGCGCACAUGUAUGCAGUGUGUGUAGAGUGCUUAGUUUGUGUAGUGGAUGCAGUGUGUGUGUGUGUGUGUGUGUAGUGGAUGUGUUCAUGUAGUGGUUGCUGUGUGUAGUGAAUGCUGUAUGUAGUGGAUGCGGUGUGUGUAUAUAUGUGGGGUAGGAUAUGGACUGCAUUCUAUGGGCAAAUUUUUUAUUUUAUAUAUACGUGUGUGUGUGUGUGUGUAUAUGUAUGUGUAUAUAUAUAUAUAUAUAUAUAUAUAUAUAUAUAUAUAUAUUAUAAAAUACACACACACAGACAGACACAAACACACUCAGAAACACAGUCAGACACACACACACACACAGUCAGACACAAAACACACACACACACACACACACACAGUCAGACACAAAACAGACACACACACAGUCAGACACAAAAACACACACACACACACACACAGUCAGACACAAAACACACAUACACACACACAGUCACACACACACACAAACACACACAGUCAGACACACACACACACAGUCAGACACACACACACACUCACAGUCAGACACAAACAUACACACAUACACACAGUCAGACACACACACACACACAGUCAGACACAGUAAGACACACACACAGUCAGACACAGUAAGACACACACACACACAGUCACACACAAACACACACACAGUCACACACAAACACACACAGUCAGGCACACACAAACACACACACAGUCAGGCACACACACACAAACAUACAGUCAGACACACACACACACAGUCACUCACAUUAACACUUUUUUAAUUUUAUUUAACCCCCCCUCCCCAGCCUCCUUACCUCUCUCUCUCCCUGGUGGUCCAGUGGCUGCCAGUCGGGCUGAUGGGCUGGCUGCUGGGCGGGCGGCUGGCGAGGGAGCUCUUCCGCUGAGCUGACUGCUCAGCUCCCUCGCGCACCGCAGAGUGAGGCUGGGAGCCGGAAUAUGACGUCAUCAACCCGGCUCCCAGCCUCACUCUGCGGCGCGCGAGGGAUUUGAGCAGACCGCUCAGAGGAAGAGCUCCCUCACCAGCCGCCCGCCCGCCCAGCCCAGCAUGUCUGUUAGCCGCGAGGCUAACUAGGCAUUUGCCCUGGGCAUUUGGGGGCGGCGUUUCUUGCCGCCCCCUGGAAAAUGCCGCCCAAGGCAAAUGCCUAUCUUGCCUUGCGGCUAAUACGUCCCUGUCUGUGCCCCAAACUCAGACUGUCACUUUAUUUAUUUAUUUAUUUAUUUAUUUAUUUAUAAAAUAUUUUACCAGAAUGGACACAUUGAGAUUUCUCUGGUUUUCAAGUAUGUCCUGGGUCCACAAAACACUGCAUUGUUACAAUGGGAUACAAUAUCACUAAAAUACAAUAUACAAACUAUAUAUAUAUGUGUAUGUAUAUAUAUAUGUAUGUAUGUGUGUAUGUGUGUGUGUAUAUAUACACACACACACAUAUAAAUUUAAUACAUAACAGGUAAUAAAUAUAUUCAACCAUGACAGGUGCAUUCUAUGCUGAGGUAUAUUACCAUAGAUCUCUUAAAAGAUUUUAGCUUGAAUGAAGAUUUGACUGUGUCCCUGAGGUUAUUCCAUAAUUGCGGUGCUCUGUAGGAAAAGGAGGAUCAAGACACUUUAUUUUUGUAUUGCGGUAUGCAAAAUAUCAUGCUAGUACUGGAUCGGGGGUUAUAGGAGGUGGGAACAGCCAGGGAGAGCAUUCUACUCCAGGUAGGGUGGGAGCUUCCCAGAAAUGCUCUUAUGCACAAGGCUGGAAAGAUGAAGAGUGCGUUGGGAUUCCAGCGACAGCUAGUUUUGCUCUUUUAACAUGUCACAGUGGUGGGUAAAGUAAUUACAUUCUAGUACAAAGCGGCAGAACGAAUUAUAUAACGUAUUAAGUUUAUUAAGGUGGGUUUGCGGUGCGGGUGCAUACACUACAUCUCCAUAAUCAAUGACCAAUCAAUUAGCAUUUGUUGCAUUAUCUGUUUCCUUUCUGUAGGGCGUAGGCAGGUUUUGUAUCUGUACAGGGCAACUAGUUUUGAGAAAAGUUUUGAAGAGAUGUUUUCAAUGUGAAGGCCAAAAGGUCUAGAUAUUUAAAAGAACAGACUGCUGUCAGUGUGCUAUUUGAAUUUGUUCUGAUACAAAUUGUUGAUUUUGUAGUUUACGUCAUUUAGGUACAGUUCCAAAGAUCAUUUUAACUGCUUUGUCAGUGUUUAGGAAGAGUUUGUUAUCCGCUAUCCACCUUUCUACCUCUGUGAAUUGGUUUUGGAGCACAGCCUCAAGCUGCAGUAGAUUGGGUUUACUAGCAUAGAGUACAGUGUCCUCUGCAUACAUGUUUACAGGUGAGGAUUUGCAGACGUCAGGCAGAUCAUUUAUAAAAAAUGUGAAUAGCAGGGGGCCGAGUAUGGAGCCUUUGGGAACACCACACAUGACUGGAAGAGGGAGGGAAGCUCUAUUAGAAAUGGCCACAUAUUACAAUCAGUCUGAAACAUAUGAUCGAAACCAGGUUUGCGGACGGUCACCAAUGCUUGAAUUUUUACAUUUUUGCAAAAGAAUACCAUGGUCUACUGUGUCAAUGCCUUGGGAAAAAUCAAGCAAAAUGGCUACAGCUAAGUCUCCUUGUUCCAUGCCAAUUUGGAUGUCAUUGCAAACUUUUAAGGGGGCAGUCGAAGUUGAGUGAUUUGGAUGAAAGCCUGAUUCAUCAUGGGUCAGAUAAUUUGAUUGUUGAUAAUAUUCACAUAUAUUGUAUAUAGUGCACGUGGAUGCAUUUUUCCAAGAUUUUUGACAAUACAGGGAGCAAUGAUAUCCGGCGAUAUUUAGAUACCAAAGUAUUGUCACCACUUUUAUGGAUAGGUACAACUUUUGCAGUCUUCCAAAGUUUGGGUAUGUAUCCUGACACCAGGGAUUCAUUGAUAAGGGUAGUGACCGGUUUAGCAAUUGCUGGUGCACUGAACUUCAGCAACAUUGCUGGGAUUUGAUCUGGUCCACACUGGUUUCUCAUUUUUUAAUUAUUAAGAUGUUUAUUAACGACACUAACAGGCACAGGUCUAAAAUUGAAUUUCUCUAUAUGAGGAUUUUGAAGAUUUGGCAGGGUCUGAUCUUUAUUUGCGGUCUGCAAAUGAGUGUAAUUUGUUAUUUUAGCAAUCCGGAUGGUAGCACAUCUAACAGUAUAAUUAUUAAAGGCAUUUGCUACAUCUAGGGGGUGUUGCAGUGUUUGGUUUUACAUUUUGACAGUGGAGGGUUGGGAGUGGAUUGUGGGGGUUUGUAUGCUAUUUAUCACUUUCCAGAAGUUUCUUGAGAUCUUGGGAGGGGAUUUAGUGGCCUUUAUUUUGCGUAUGCAGCACAUUAGACAGUGGUCACUGAAACUGUUGGGGAGAACGCCCGCCUCCUGGAUUCUGUUAGGACAACUGGAGAGAAUCCAAUCUAGCAAGGUAUGGUUCUGGCUUUUAAUAUUAAUGCGAAUUGGCGAAGAAAUUUAUUGUGUUAGCUGCAAAGUCUUAAACAGUGUACAUGAUUUAUUAAUUUUAGGAUUCAGCCAAUCAAUAUUAAAAUUUCCAAAAACCAACAGUUCACUUUCUUGAGCUACAGUUUCACUUAGUAGUUGGGCUAUGUCAGAAAGGGAGUGCACCGGAGAGCUAGGUGGGCUGUAGAUUCCAGCAACAAUGAUAGUUUUAAUGAAAGGCUCAUCAUUCCUUUUCACCCACCUCUUUUUAUUUAUUUUUUUUGUGUGUGUGAUGCACCUGUGAUAUACUAUACUGACAGUACAAUUGAGUGUGUGGAAUUUUGAACUUCAUGCUUCUAGAUUUAUAUCAAGUGUCUUACUUUUUUUCACCAUUUGAAAGCUUUUGCCUUGUAUGUUUAACUGACAAACUCUGGCUUAUUUUAAAUAUUAUUUUGGCAGUGUGACCGUAUUAUCAGAGUUUAACUAUGUGGGGGGCCUCAGGAUAAAAAGUUUUAGAAUAAGUAAAGAUGCCAAGUACAGAGAAUCUCCAAAUACUUUAAAGCAGCAGUUUUUUUGGAACUAUUAAAUGGUUUCCACUCUGAUUUAGCCAGUAGAUAAAGACGUACAAUUUCUUACAUUCACAGUGCUUUUUGUGCUAGCUAGUUAAAAUGACUUCAGCAUAUCCUUUUUAAUAAUGUCAACAAAACACACACCUGUUAGAACUGAGCACCUCUAGUCUGGCUACCAGCUACCACAGCCACCAAGAAUCUCCCCUAUAAACCUUUAAAACCGUAAGAAGCAAUAUUAGUAAAGUAGGUGCUAUUAAAUAUGUGCAAAGACCGUAAAUUCCUUGAAUAAAACCGGAGUCCUCUUUACGCAGCUGUAUCCAUCAACAUCUAUUAACUCAAAUAAAAUCUUCAAAGCUAAAAGUAAAGCACAAAAGAGAGGAGCCUCUGCAUGGUGAAUUACCUUUAAUAUAACGAAAAUUCAUUAAAUGCACUCAUACAAAGUUGGUGCCGAAAAAAGCACUGAUAUAAUAGUUGUCAGGCCUAUCCAAAGUGUCCGUAGACCAAAACGCCAGUGUUUCCCCUUGGAAUUUAGCUGGCUGUCUCCUUUACAUUCCUAAAGCUGUUAUGUUUGCUCCUCUUCAAAACACUACAGUGAUUAUGGUCCACCAUUUAUCUUGGCCCAACCAUGACAUCUUCACCACUAAGGAGACAUCUUUGCAAUGCAGUCUUUAACGAAUUUCUUGGCCUUGUAAUUUUACCAUGGUAAGACUGAACUGUACAAUCAGUGGAGGCAGCCCGGCAAUGGGAUGCAAGACCAACUAAUGGUGAAAUAAUCAGAAAUUCUAAAUGAUUUCAAUAUGAAUUUCAAAUUUAAGGCUAAAAUAGCUGAACUGGAAAAAUUAUCCCAGUCAAUUAUGAUUCCUUUCCAGCUACUUUGGCCUUAAUGUGAAAUUCACUUUAAAAUCACUAUAAUUCUCAUUUAAUGAAUAACCUAUACCCGUGUUCCCAGAGCCAUAUUGAAGCUCCUUGCACCAUGCUCCCUGUAACACAAGAACCCCCUGGCUCUUUUAAAUCAUUAUCCAUAUUACCAACAUCCACUCCCAAUUCUGUCUUUCUCAGCCAGAACACUGUUCCAAAAGUAGGUCCAAAUGUUUCUGUAAUAAUGAGACCAGGAAAUGAUACGACAUGCCACCAAUAUCGCUAGGACUAAUACUUGUGUAUCCUGAGAGUAAUGUCAAGGCAAAAAUCCUUUGCAUAUACAUUAAUAACAUUAUACAGCUGUGCCUUCCUUUCUGAAAUGCUUGUUCUGAGAAAAGGAGCAGAGAGCUACAGACUGAUAGUCUGUACUUUUUGAAAUAAACCUAUUAAUAGCCAGUGGAAGACGUCAAGGCUUGACCAAUUUCACAGGUUGGUAGAAGGAUUGAUAAAACUUAGCUUGCAUACUGAGAAAACUCUGAAUAGUCUUGAGGAGCUCUGUACUCUUUCUACCUUUUGGGUUAAAACACUCUUUAAAUUGUCUCUAUCACCCCUCCUCCCCCUCAAAAAAACAACCCUAGGAUCUGAAGAAAGAAGAUAGUAGCACCCAUAAGGUAUAGUAUCAGGUAAAUUUAACUGCACUGCAAUGUCACCAUCAUGGGUCUUUGUAAACUACGCAAAGACCCCAGAAGGUGACAGAGCUGCUUUAAGUGUCUGGUUUAGAAACAGAACACCCUUCUCAUUUAAUGGCUUUAUAGCUCUGACAGUAUUCAAUAAGCAUAUCAUGCUGCCACUUUUAUUUUUACAUGGCACAUUGUGAUGACACAAAAGAAUAUAGUUGGUACUUUUUGGGGUAGGAUUACUUUCCUGUGCUGCACACCCCACCUCUUCAAAUGCUACAGUAACACAUGUUGAUGGUCUCAGCCUAUCCCUGGCUGCCCUCCUAAACAGUCCUCACACUGCAGAGGCAAAGCAGAAGGAAGAUAGGGGGCAGCAGUGUUCCCAAAUCCCAAACACUGCUGGUAGUGUUCCUUUUAACCACUAUUUUAUUAUAAAUUUAACUAAAAUGUUUCACUUUAAUUUUUCCAUCUGGUUGACUUCCUUAAAUGAAAGUUAUUUACCCUGAAGUUAUAUUUAGAAAAUCUUAGAAAUAGUACUGAUGUGAAAAAUACUGAUUUAUGAACCAGCUGACACAGAAAGAAUUUUGACAUGUACAAAGGCACAGACGGUAAUGCAAUCCAACUUUGCAGCUGAUUCACUUUAUGGAUUUACUUUAUGCUAUUCACUUGAUAUUUACAGUAUUUACCAAUUGGAAUUAUAAAGGAAAAAUAAAACAUACUCCAGACCAACAAUCUACCCACCUGGACACUGGUUAGCUGAGAGAUAGAUGCUCAGCUAAGGAAUUACUUGGUAACUUGAACCCUGACCGUAAAUAAAAAUUGCGAAGUCCCCCUCUGUGUGCAUGUACUCAUAGUAGGCAUAGUGUAAAAAAAUACAGUAAAAUGCAAUCGACGUAUAUGCAGAACUGUCUGAAGGGUGCAUAGCAUGACUUUUCUUUGGUCUCAACACAUCUGUAGUUGGUUAGCAAAAUAAGUAGGUCCUCCUGGGGCCCACACUAACCAAGACACAAGACGCAUAGUAAGAACUAAUCUAUCACUUUGGGGUGAGUAAUUCCUCGAUUUAAUCUUUUUGAGAAGCUUUUCAAAUGAUUUAAUAUUUUUGGACACACUUCUAAAAUGAUUUAAUAUUUAGAAAAAUAAUUUUAAAUUUUUUUAUAUUAAUGAUGUAUUUUUUUGUGUUUGUAAAUCAGGCUUUAUUUAAGUUUAUUCUAGAUAUUAGAGAUCAUACAGCAGUGAAGUAACAAGCAUGUAGUAUUGCAAGUCUGAACAGUAAGAAUCAACAUAGCAUACGCGGAGUGCACGCAAUGAACCCUCAGGUGUUCACAUAACCAUAUUAUGAUUAUAUUUUAUUAUAUAUGUUUAUGUUUUCAAAAAAUCUUUUUACAAGUUUGUGGGGGAGACCUAAUGCGCACGCCGCAUUAGACCUCCCCAUAGGAAAGCAUUAUUAAUAUUAAAGAUAACGGACCAAAAGUCCGUUUGGAUUCCGGAAGCGCCCCCUGUGGCUGUCUGGUAGACAGCCACUGAGGGCAGACUUAGAGCUGCAAUGUAAACACUAGGUGCAAAAGGGACACAGCACCCAGACCACUUCAAUGAGCUGAAGUGGUCUGGGUGCCUACCUUGUCCCUUUAAGGGGACAGGAUCACUGUAUCCAGACCCCUUAUAUUAGCAGAAGUUGUCUGGAUGCCUUUAGUAUCUCAUCUCACACUCAGAAGAACAGCGAUUGUGAUGCUCUGCAUCUAACAUCCUGCAGUAAUUCCAAGGUACUGACUGAAGCUUGGAAGAUACUUCACCUCAUUUAUUCUUACGUUGCUACUAUAUUUUCAUGUGUUACUAGAGAAUUGUUUCCAGUUACACCUGUAGUUUGCCACUGUAAUUUUCUGUGCAUGCAAUUUUAUCAUUGGCAUUUAAUGUUUCUGACCAAUAUUUCAUGUACACAGCUAUUAUUAAUAUUUUGGGUGAUAGAAUUUGGUUGCUAAACUUUUCAACACAUUGCUACUCUACUCCUCCCCUCCCCUCCUCUCCCCUCACUUCCCCUUGCUCUUCCUGGCUGUAAAUACCUUCAUAUAACUGUUCUAUCUCCAUCUCUGUUCUUCAGGCCUCAUCUCACACUCAUACUCACUCACUCACACUCUGCAUUUAUAAUAAUAAUAAAAAAUAAAAAAAAUUCUCGCCCACCCAGGUUCCCCACUAAAUAUAUAGCAUGCUCCUCCAGCUGUUUGAGAUUCUCACCCAAUUACCUCUUCAUUCCAGCAGUUUGAGAUUCUCACCCAAUUACCUCUUCAUUCCAGCAGUUUGAGAUUCUCACUCAAUUACCUCUUCAUUCCAGCAGUUUGAGAUUCUCACCCAAUUACCUCUUGAUUCCAGCUGUUUGAGAUUCUCACCCAAUUACCUCUUCAUUCCCUUUGUAUUUUACCAAUAGCUGCUUUUCUCUGUUAACUCUUUCAGCCAUCACCUCCAAACUUCCCCUGCUUCCUUUUGUCUCAAAAUCCCCAUGGUAUCCUUUAGAUUGUAAGCUCAUGGGCUAUCUAGCUAAGCACUUUGUAUAAAAGAGCUCCAGUGGCUAGAUAUCAGCUUACGGGCAGGGCUCUCUCUACCUCUUGUGUUUGUCUGUGUAUAUUGUACGUUCUCCACUAAUUGUACAGCGGUGCAGAAUCUGUUGGCGCUUUAUAAAUAGCAGUAAUAAAUAGAUAAAAUAAAUUUAGUAGAUGGCUGUUUCUCUUAAUCCCCUAAUAAUUAAGAGUGAAUCAUAGGCUACCUGUUGCCACCUUAUUCCAUGUGAGGUUGGGAAAGGAUUAAUAUAAAAGUAGCUAUAAAUUCAGAUAUGAGGGCAGGCUAAAUGAUAAAAAAUUUUUUUUUUAUAAAGUUAGGCUAGCAAGGCAACAUGCAAAAGUCAUAAAGUUAAAGCAUCUGCCUAUAAGAGAGCAAAAAAGCCUACCCCCAAUAUUUCACCAUAAUGCCUUUCUCAAAGGACCAGUGGGGUACAUCUAACUUUGGCCAUGAUUUAGUGUAGAAUGUCAUCUUUUGGUGAUGGCUAACUUCUUACACUACAUUUAUGGUGGAUUGCAAUUUAUUUUGAUGCUCAACGAGCCCUUGUGGGUCUUAAAGCUAAAUGAGUGAGAUUUUGUUUUGGGUUUUUUCCACCCUCUUAGUGUUGAGUAACAUAUUUUCUGCUCCUUCUGCAUUAGUCAUGUACAUGCAAGUUUUUUUUCUAGCAGCGUACAGUUUAGGAUUUCUUGGCAGGAAAAGCUGACACACAUCAUGUGCCAGAUUAAAUAAAAUCCUCUUCCCAGAGCGUCUCAAAGCUUGAAGCAUGGCGACUCACACAGGUGACUCUCUGCUGAGUGCAUGAAAUUCAUCCCCUGCAGUAUGUAGAUGUGGCUGUAAUUAGACCCAUCUCACUGUUCAUUCUCUGUCUGCCUCUCCCAGUGAAAGCUGGGGCCAGGAAGAGUGAUACAGCUUAAAUCCCACCCGCCAAUUUACAUUGGUAAUGGGUACAUACACAGAAGCUGCUGUUAUGGUAAUCAAGGCACAAAUCUGGAGCAAUUGCUUGGCUUUGCUGGAGCAGAAAGAGUUAAACCUCUAACUAUAUUUAUGAAAUCUGCUUUUUCACUAAUUGGCGUAAUUCUAUACAGGACUGGUAAUUUCCCGCAAACCAUUAGUCUAUGACAUGUAAAAUAGUUUCUGUUUUAUGUGUAUUUAAGAUUGUAUGGUCUAGUGGUUUCCCCUGCAUGUCUGUCUGGUCAUUUUUAACCCAUUUGGCAAGGGGGAGAAAAAAAUAAGCUCAGAGUUCAGAUUCCGCGUUUCAGUGAUUUAAAAAUCCAAAAUAACUAUAUCUGCAUUCUGUCAUUUAGUUGGCCUUGCUGGCAAGUAAGCCUUAUUGAUAUUUACCAGGCCGCAAUGAGCAAUACACCUUCAGAACAAACUACGAAUUUACAUAUUGCCAUUGUAUUUCAUAUAAGGAAUUUGCUGAGUACCAUAUGUGGUCUGCUUCUACUAAAUGAAAAAGGGUUAUUCCUGUGCAUUUGUUUGAAGCUUAUCAAAGGAAUACUCCCAAGCGUGCUGUAGUAGUUAUAGUGCCAGGAUUGUGCUGGUGCCCCCUAUUGUAAGUAAACCAUUUUUAGAAGGGUUUGACGUCUUACCUGCUAUCCACCAGGCAUCGCUUCUCACAUACACUGCAUUUGACAAAGGCGCAAGCUCUGUCUCUCGUCUAAGCCCGUCAAUCAGCUGACGCCCUCAGCCAAUGAUCUAGCACUGCACUGCAGAGUUUAGCUCAUGGGCACUAAUGGAAGCCCCAAAGGAAGAGCUUCUUGCUCUGUGUGAUGUAGUGAAGGUGGGGAAGGUGGCGGCAAACAAAAGGGAAGAAGAUAAACUGUUUUAAAACAAUGGGGUGAGAGGGCCGGGUAAAGCUGUUGUGGUUAUGGUGCUUGGAGCGUUCCUUUCAAGAGGCUUUGGUGAACUAGAUAAGCUAGUCUGUGAGAAACAGUAUUCCAUCUGGAAAGGUCCGGACAGCUUCUAGACUAGAGCGUGCUUGCACAGUAAGAACAGAGUCUGAAACUGAUAGAAUUAUUUGAUUAAUUCAUUGCGGCAAUUGUUGCAUGUGCGCAUUAAGUCUGCAGUACUUGCAGGUAAAUACAAGGUUAAUUCAAGUGUAUUUGUAUCAAAAAACGGGGCCCUUAAAUCUAAAUAGUCCAACUAACAAUAGGGGUGACAUUUAAAUAUCAAUAUUGUUCCUUUAACUUUGCAUCUCUCUGAGCAGUGACCUAAGGAUUUCCUGUCCAGUAAGAAAUCAGUAAGGAAGUGCAUAGUCUUAAUUGUAAAUGCAUUGUGUUCUUAGGUUGGUUGGGGCACCACUUUAUGAUAACUGUUAUCAAAGCACUAUAAAAUAGAAAUGCUGUAAAUAUUUGAUCCAGACACGUGCAUAUUUUUUUUAAAGCAGGGCGUUUACAGUGUUUCCUUGCAGAUUCUCCCCUAAGGGAAGUUCUGAUUAUAGGAAUAAUAUAUUAAAUGUGUAAUUAACCACUUAACUAGACGCGCUGUGUAAUCUAGGUGAGCCUGGUGAAAUGUGUCUGUUGGCAGUGGAUUUUCUUGAGUGUAUUUGUUGUGUAUUUCCGAAAAGCCUGUCAAUGAGCGAAUUUUUUUUUUAGUUAGAUUUAUUAGCUUUAAUGGGCAAAUUUUUUUAUUUUUGAGUUAGAUAUUUUAGCUUUAAUUGUUCCUUUUCAUUUCUGAAUUCUGGUUUAAAACAGUAUUUGUAAAUUUUACAUAAAUACUUGGAACUUGCCUUGUUCGGUUGUGUUAUGGAAACUGCCAUGGAUACAAUUGGUGAUAUUUAUCAAAGUGUAUGUUGCUUCUAAUACCCUAACAUUGUUUUUUAAAUGUACGCGUUUUUUUUCAGAGACACAAAAGACUUAUUUAUUUUUCUUCCACUUUUUCUAACAGAAUAGGGUCCUGUCUCCUUUUUCUCUCUCUCUUUUUAUUUUUUUCCAUAAAGUCCGAAUAUGGUGGUCUUCUGAAAUGGAUAUUUAUGUGAAAACUGGAAUUUGUGGAGAAAGCUGGCAUUUUUUAGAUCACUCUUAAAACACUUUACCAUUUAAGGACCCUGUGACAGUCUAUGCCGUCAUGCAGUGCAGGAUUUUCAAGCCUGUUGAUGGCACAGACCGUUGUGCUAAAAGUGUCAGCAGGGCUAAAUCCCUGCUGGUUCCAGGGAGCACCAGGUAUUAUUGUAUUCACAACAAGCACCAUAAUCAUUUUUACACUCUGUAGUGAUUGUGGUGCUUGAAGUAUCCUUGCGCUCCCAAAUUGAAGUAGUCAAAUGGUUUUGCUAAAGCUUUUACAACUUACCUAGAGGUCUGCUGGGUGCCAUUCUCAGCCUCAUUGAGAGCUGGAAGCUCUCUUCUUUCAGGCCGAUGCAGCAAUGCAGGACUUAGCUCAAUGGUUAAGAUUAAGUUGAGGCUGAGCCAAUGACCUCAGGGUUUAGCUCAGGAGUGCUAAUGGAUGCUCCGUGUGGGAGACUCUAGCUGUCUAUGAAAGAAGUGGUCCCUAGGUAAGCUGUCCAACUAUUAGGCAAUUAUGUGACUACUUUGACUCUGUUGCUUAGCUGGAACCUAAGGAGACUCAAGGAGAAAUUACCUGGUACACAGGAACCUGCAGAGUCCUUCUUUCCUUACUUACUUGGGAUUUUAGCUGAAACUACACAGAUUUUGACAUAACAUGGAUAACUGCCACUUGCUACGGAUUUCAGCUGUGCCCUGGAACUCUCUGUAUACAUUGAACUCUGCGUGGGCCAAGCCGAUAAGCACCCUGCCGACUAAAAUUACUAUGGCCAGCGUUGGGACUUGGCUUUUCUUUUGUAAAUAUCCUAUUUUUAUUUGCUAAUUAUCAUCAGAGCAGAAACAAACACAAUGAGAUUUGGAUUAGUGAAACUGCUUAAUUUGUUCAUAUUGAUUCUUUGCCAAUGUUGUCCAGCUCCAGUUAUUCCCUAUGUGCCUACUUAGAUGCAGUAUCUAUGGAACACUAGAAAGAGAAUGGGGCAGGAAGUCUGACUGGUUCAGGAAUAGUUUAGCUGUUGUAUAGAAUGUGCCUGAUCUUGGGUAUUAAGUGCUGUACUAAAAAGAUACAGACUGAUACCUGCCCCAGAAUAAAAAAAACAAACAACAGUUGGGUGUUUUUGUUUUUCUUAAUAAAAAAAAGAAAAUUUUGAAAACACAUGGUUUGCAGUUGUGAUCUGGUUUCAGAUAAGCUUUUAUGGACACAUUAUUUAGCUGUUAUCAGUGUACUAAUAUUAGAAAAUAAAAAAAGAUUGUGUACCAAAAUUAGAAAAGGAGAAAUUAGAGAUAAAAAUUACAAUUAUUUAUAAAUCCAAUAAAAUAGCUUAAAGAAACACUCUACACUGUAGUGGUUAAGGUGCAAGGAGUGCCCUGGCACUAUCCCAGUCAAAAUGUUUUAGCAGGGUUUGACAACUCAAUGCUUGCUCCCCAUCGGAGGCAUUUGGUGUCCUCGAGCAGGAGAAGCUCAGUCAGUGGAGGGCUGUGCUCAUUGUAUUAGAGUAGAGUACUAAGCUGAUACUCUCAAUGAGCAUGGUUGUUUUUUGCUGUAGAUAAGACCAGAUGCAAAUGAUGCAGUGCAAUGCCCGGCAGAACCCAGGUAGAUUUUAAAACUGUGCUAAAGUAGUUUAACACAGGAUGCUGCUAUGUCCCAUUUAGCCUGAUAAGCAUUAAAGUGAGCUGUCUUGGUUAUGGUGCUUGGAGUUUAUGAUCAUGUUUGGUGCAUGAAAAUAAAUAUUUCUUCCAGUGUGUUCAUGCUGAUCCUUGUCUCACAAGUCAAGAUGUAAAUGUCUUGCCUCUAACUAUUUGGCAGACUGAAUCAGGACAGUCAAGUUAUACUCUAGGCACCAAUAUAACAUAAGCGCGUUUGACAGAUUUGGGCCUCAUAGUUAUGUUGAGGUAUUCUUCACAGUCAAAUGUUGUUGUUGUUGUUGUUGUUGCUAAAAAUAAAAAAAUAAAUACAUAGCAUCUUUCUGCAGCAUAAUUCCAUUACUUUAGCCGUGCUCUCUGUUUUCACAAAAUCACUUCAAUAUUAGAUUUAUUCUGCAUGCCGCCCAACGGUCCCACUUUCCAGAUUUUUACCCUAGGUCAUGACAUUCGAGGACACCAGGAAGCUGUCCCAAACAAUCAUAGUGCAAGCGCCAUAUAAGACACUCACGCUAUGGUCAGUGCACUAGCACCCUGCUGAGAGCACUCAAACAUUGACUUUACUUUGUAAUUCAAUCCAGAUAAUAAGGACAGUGAUUAGCCCUUGGGGCGGAAUCAAGCUAGCAGCUCAGUUCAUACUGGUCUCUUGUUGGCUGAACUACACGGCUUACCUUCCAAUCAGGUGGACAAUUUGUGAAAAGGGGAGAGAUGACAAAACGUUUUUUGUUUUUGUUUUUUAUAGCAAAAAUUAAAGAUUCAAACUGGGAGAAAAUGUACAGCAAAAAAACUGUCAAAUGCACUAAAAGGAACAUUAUAGUGUCAGGAAUACAAACGUAUAUUCCUGGCACUAUAAUCUUGAAGUGGCUCUUUAGGAUACCGAUACCGAUUUUUACUUUUCUUUUCUCCAUCACCGCGCCAGCCUCGCUGUGGUUCGUCCUGCCUUCAUGACUAAUAUCAUCGAUCUUGAUGAUCUCAGCCAAUUCAGUGCUUUCCCAAAGGAAAGCAUUGGGAGGCUAUUGCGUGCAAAAGGCUGCGCUGCGCCAUUCAGCAUUUCCUCAUAGAUAUCCGUUGAAUCAAUCUAUCCCUAUGGGGAACGUUCAGCGUCUCCAUGCAGAGCAUGGACACACUGAACACCAGUGCUGCACACUGUAGAACUGACCCAGGAAGCACCUCCAGUGGCCGUCUGAGUUACUGCAACUAGAGGUGUUACUAGGCAGUAAUGUAAACACUGCCUUUUCUCUGAAAAGGCACUGUGUGGGUUUUUUUUUUUUGUUUUUUUUAAAGAGGCAGUGUUUACAGUGCUAACAUUGUAUGGACAGGCUAUAGACACCAGAACCACUACAUUAAGCUGGACUACAGUGUUCAAUUAAGUUAUGUUGAUGUCCAGAGUGUUCCUAAAGCAUUGAAUGGACACUACUUGCUCUAAAAUGUGUAUUAACAUAUAUUAAAAUAAUUUACCUGGCUUAGUAGGUUAUCCAUGGUCUUCCAGAUUCCUUUCCAAGGAAUCACAGUUUUACUAGUCAUACAUAUGCAAUUUAGGUUGAAGUACAGCACAUUUGCCAAUCCUACCAAGGAUCCACAUUCACUGAAGUUUAAAUACCCAUCUUUUUUUGACUCUGUGAGUACCUGGAGCUGCAGAAGAGGAGAGCUAAGGACUAUGGAGUAGCUGGAGGAACUAUGUAGAUGUUCUAUUUUGUGAUUACAAAUGUUCCUAGUGCUUUAGAAUCAUCCUUAAUCUUCUCGUGAAGCCUAAAAAGCAGAGGAACAAUUGUUAAAUUUGUUACGUUCUUUGGUGACACAUGGCAAGUUCACUUAACAUGCAGUGUCCACUCAGUGGAAAGACAAGAAGUUCUUCAGCCAGCCAAGGGCUGUCCAUUCUGCAGAACCAAUCUCACUUGGGCUGAAAUGGCAUUUUGCAGCUCCAUUCAGGUUUAAUUGUGUGCUUAUUCUGUUGUUCUUUGCAGACUUUUGGAUGGAUGGACCCAGUUCUUGGUUAUUGGUGGAUUGUACAAGGUGGAGAUGUGCGGAGGGGUAAAUGUGUUUUUUUGGUUUUUUUUGCGAUUUGAUGUAAGUAGUUGUUCAGUUAUUUUGAAGAGCAUCUAAUUGGAAUGUACAUUGUUGUUUCUCUGAAUGAUGUGUGACUAUCUUUUAGCUGUGUGCAACGUGAAAAUAUACUAUAAAUAUACUGUACAUCAUUUAUUUCAAUAUUAUAUCUUUGUAAAGUAACUCUGAAUGAAUGGCAGACAACAGUGCAGUAAGAAAACAACAGUUGGAUACUUACUUAUACAUUUAACAUGCAGCAUGUACAGUAGAGUAGGCAGACUAUUUUGUUUUAGGAGAAAAAACUUUUUGGGUUGUCUUGUACCAAGCUAGGGAGAUGAAAGCAGUAGUAACUUAUUUUAAAUUGUAUUGCCAGUUUAAAGGCCAUCUGCACUUUGAUCAUGGUUUAUGGGCUCAAAAACCAGCCUGUAAGAAUCUUCAAGUGUUGUACUGAAAGCAUUAUUAUAUUUGUGAAUAAAAUGAAUACAAAAUGAGCUUGAAUCACGUCUUGGGUGUUUGAUUUAAAUGUACUUGAUUGAAGCAUUGAUUGAAAUCAUGAUUUAAAUAUAUUUUAUAAAAAUCUGUAUAUAUAAUAUCAUGUUUUGUGUAUCAUAUUUGUUCUCUUCUCAAGAUGGAUAAUCCAGGUUUAGAGUAAUGAGAUUAACACUCCACAGCAUAUGAGGGCAGAUACAUUAUAAUCCAAACCUUAACUGAACCUGCCCCCUAACCUUAACCUAGCAGCAUCAUUACAAUUAUUUAUCUCAAAGAAGUGGUGUGGGUGCAGUGGUUCUGGCCCUUUCGCUUUGCAAUGUAAUACAAUGCUGUGUUUUUAGAAACUGCAAUGUAUAUAUUGCAGGAUUAUAUCCACCUCUUGUGGCUAUCAUAUGGGCAGCCGCUAGUGGUGCUUCCGCUGCACUGAAAGGUAAUGCAGAAUCCCAUAGGAAAACAUUGAAUAGAAUGCUUUCCUGAGGGGAAGAUUGAAUGUGCGCUCGGCAAUCUGUGAGGACCAUUGAAUUGGACCAUCGCUCAGGAGGCCAGGAUUCUUAUUCAACUGAUUGGAAAAAAGACUUGAGUGGGCAAAACACUGGACAGAGUUUCACUCAGUUAUGGAGGAGGAAGUGCCUCUAGUGGCUGUCAGGAAAGAUGCCAUUAGGGAUAUAGUUAACUCUGCAAUGUAAACUUUACAGUUUCUAAAUGGUGCAGUCUUUUACAUUGCAGGGUUAAAGUGAGAAGACCACUGCACCCAGACAUUUACAUUGAAAUGAACUAGUCUGGGUGACUUUAAUGGUCCUUUAAUAGCUGUGCAAUGCCACUAUGUUUCUAACAAUAUUGCAAAAUUUCAGCAUUACUCUAAAGACAUUGGCAUUUAUUAUACCUUUUUUAAAUGUCUACAAACCAUUGUAACCCCCCUCCCCUCCCCCCCCCCUAGAAACCUGCAAGAUUACAAAUACAAAUUAGGUCAUAUACUGUAAGGGAGAAAUGCAGAUCACCAUUGUGCUACCAUCAGUACCAUUGAGGUAGAUAGAAAGAGAUCUGACAUGGGUGCAUUUUACUUAAAAAGAGAGAGGCUUAAUCCAAGAUUAAACCCUGGAACACAAUCAUAGGACUGGAGUCAAAGUGAAAAUAAGUUAGAUCUGUAGUUUGCUUCCCCUCAGCCCCCUUUCUUGGGUGAACUGUAAUGAUAUGUUUAUGUGAUAAUUGUCAGAAAGUAGUCAUUUAUUUUGAGCUCUUGUGAUGAUAUUGCUUACAUAAAGCCCAUUUAUGGUUAUACCAUUGUACGGUUAGAACUACAUAUUUCAAUAGAAUGUUAAUAAUGUGGAAUAACAACGAAUCUACAGGGAAAAAGAAAGUCUAAAAUGUAACCAUGGCAUAUGGUUAAAAAAUAAAUGGAAGUUUUCAAAUUUUUAUAUUUUUAUGUAAUUGUAAUAGUUUAGCUUUCUAGUCUUUUACUCACACUGCCUAAUGUCCAGGUUCCCAGAGUUUAUCAUGUAUUAUUCCCGGUAUUUCAGUCCUUUUCUCAAUCAACGCUAACAAAUUCUGUAAUCUGGAGAACCACUUCCAUGAUCGUUGGAUGCAAACGGGCACAGCACUUCAAGGGUUAAAUUCGGGAGCUUUAUUCAUUCCACCUUCCAGUAAAGUGGACACUUCCAUCCACACUUUCUCAUGUGUGAACUGUGUGGAACAGGAUAUAACAAUCCUUUUUCUGACUGAGAGUGAUGACAGUUGCAAUCUACAUCAUCUCUAUAAGAUAACUAAAACAAGAAAGAGCACCUGGAAAUACAUUCAAAAUAAAUAAUAUAAAUGCCUAGCACUAACAGGACUAACAAAUUUAUAAUAAAAUCCCACCUUGUAGUUGCAAUUAGGAGAGUCGUAUAGUUGUCCCAUAGAUAUCAUAAUGGUAAAAUCUUUGCAAAAUGCAGUAACGUUUCAUAGUGUAACAAAUCAGUGUAUUCACAUUUUAUAUUUAUUGUCAAAAAUGUUUUUUAAAAUCCUUAAAGGAAAUUUCCAAUAAAAAAAAUAUUCUAUAUUUUACCCCCAAUAAAAACAUGCAUGCUUUUAAAUAUUUUAUUUUUCCCAUUUGGGGUAUAUCUAAAACCAGCUUGCAAGUAGACAAAACCAUCCCCUUCUAACCCGGCCCAUACUUUCUGUGACUGUCUAAUCACAGACCAAUGCAUCUCAAUGAGUAGUCUUUGCAAGGCGGGUGCUCUGGGCAAUUGCUUCCACUUGAGUUUAGCUCAUCGGAGCUGAACAACCAAUCUAAUUUGAAACCUACAGGUUUUGUAAGACGAAAAAUAAAGAGGGCAUACUCGUUACGCAUAAAGCAUGUCAGCAGGCUAAGAAGAUAUGGGAGAUUAACUGCCAGUAUACUGAACGGUUACCUCAAAUACCUUGUAUGAUGCGCAUUUUAUCAACCUGUUACAAUUUUGCACCUAUGCUUAGUUCAGUGAAGUCUCCUGUGAAUUGCAGUGUUGCCUAACGUAACUGUGCAAAACUCACACAGCACUAGCAUAUUGUUCAUGCAGAAAUCAGCAUACCUCUACUUACCAAGCUGCUUAAAGCCCUGCCAAAUGUAAUGUACAAAUUCGAUAUAUCCAUCUACCGUAGUAAUUAAAAUGUAAUACUUGGUGGCGAGUGUAUUAACUGUUCUUUAUGAUUCUGUGCUAAUCAAAGGUAAAGCAGAAUGCAGCAUGACAGGCGUGUGCGGAUUAUGAAAAGGGACUCGGUUUUUAUCAGUUUGAACUUCAGGGUAUUUUUCAAGGUCAGCCUGCAGUUUCCUGUCCUCCUGUUCUUGCUAUUUGAUUAGAGUGAGUUAGCCCAAGGUCAGGUACAGUGUGUCCACAGUUCACCUAUCACAUCCUGGAACAUAUUUGUAUCUAACAUACAGUCAGCACGUGGAUUUAGAAAGCCAUGGGGUCAUUUAGCCAAGGCUGCUUAAAGGAACAAUAUAGGGUCAAGAACACAAACAUGUAUUCCUGACCCUAUAGUGCAAAACUCACCAUUAAGGUGGCUUGCCCCCCUCCAACCUCCCCUUAAAAGCUUGAAAACCUCACCUUAUUUCCAGCGCCGUGCAGGUCCGCCAUCACUGGCCCUGCCCCCUUGGUGACAUCAUCAGAACUGCAAGAGGGCACGGCCAAACACCAUUUUGGCCAAUCAGCACCUCCUCACCUUAAAUCAGUGCAUCUCUAUAAGGAAAACCCAGCGUCCCCAUGCAGAGCGUGGGGACGCUGAACGGCAGAGCUGCCUACUACACAGCACUGAGCCAGAAAGCACCUCCAGUGGCCACUUGGAGGUGUCCCUAGGGGGCAAUGUAAACACUGGAUUUUCUCUGAAAAGGCUGUGUUUGCUUGAAAAUGCCUGAAAGUAAUGAUUAUAUUCACCAGAACAACUACAUUAAACUGUAGUUGUUCUGGCUACUAUAGUGUCCCUUUAAAACUGAUGGAGCUCAUAAUUUAUUCUCUUCAUUCCUAGAAAAAUUAAAGGGUAUUAUCUCAAAGUAUGUCUGUAUGACAUUGAGAUGAAGUGGUCUCGGUGCAUGUCCUUUGAAAAUGGGUUUGUUUGCAAAUCAGUGAGCUGUGGUGGGUUGAUGCUGAACUUACAAAACAACAAAAUUACUUCAACUCGUCUUCCAGCCUGGCUUUUACUUACAAUGUAAAACACUACUGUUUCAGAGAAACAGCAAUGUUUAAAUUUUUGAUAAAUCACUCCUUUAGUGGCUGUCCGAUUCAUGGCAAAUAGAUCCACCGAAUACUUCGAUCAUUUCACUAAUCACAGAGAUUACCAAGCAGGCGCCAUAGGUUCCAAUGCUUCGUUCUGACAAGCUUUGUAUUGGAGCAAGACCAUUAGCAUUGGUGAUCUGUAAGUAGGCUCUCCAAAGCUAAUCUAAAGACAAAGAAAUAGAGCUAACUUAAAAAACUUUUUUUUUUUUUUUAAAGAAACUGUGUUCUUUUAACCCCUUAAUGACACAUGACAUGUGUGACAUGUCAUGAUUCCCUUUUAUUCCAGACGUUUGGUCCUUAAGGGGUUAAAGGGUUCCUCCAUGUAUUAUAGGCACUACAACUCAGUGUAGUGGUUGUGUUGCCACAAAUACUCUGGUGCCAUUCCCCUUCUGGCUGGCAAACCAUUUUACAGUGGCUUCCCACUUACCUGGGGUCCCACCGGAUGCUGAGUCUCAAAAAUGGUGGCUGAGCUGCAUCUGACUUCAAUAUAUCUGCAGAAACCAAAUGCCAAUCCAGAUGUUUAUUUAUUUACUAAAGGUGUCAGCCAAUGAGUGAAUGAAGCCUUGUGAACAGAUUUAAAGGGACACUUGUGAACAGAUUUAAAGGGACACUAUAGUCACCCAGACCACUUCAGCGCAAUGUCCCUCAGGUUUUAACACUUUAGAUGCAAACAUAGCAGUUUCAGAGAAACUAUGUUUGCAUUGCAGGGUUAAGACAGCCUCUAGUGGCUGUCUUCCGGACAGCCACUAGAGGCGCAUCUGCCUCCAUCGCGCAGAGCGUCCAUAGGAAAGCAUUGAGAAAUGCUUUCCUAUUGACAGCUUGAAUGCGUGCGCGGCACUUGCUGCGCAUGCGCAUUCGGCUCUGCUGACGUCGGCAGAGGGAGCUGACGUCGGCGGGGUAGGAGAGGUCACCAGCGCCAAGGGAGCCCGGCGCUGUAAUAAGGUAAGCUGCUGAAGGGGUUUUAACCCCUUCAGCGCCAUGGGAGGGGGAAACUGAGGCUGGGGGCACUCUCUGGGCACUAUAGUGUCAGGAAAACCGCUAUGUUUUCCUGACACUAUAGUGAUUCUUUAACUUUAGACAGCCAGGGACACUCAUUAAUGGCAGGCUUCUGAACACAGGUUCAUUGCACUGUGUCCACUGCAAAACACUGGCAUUGUCAUAGUGCUUUUUAAAACAGUUUUUAACUAACAACCUAUACGUUGCAUCCAAUAUUUUUGUGUAUCUAGCUUUAAAUUGACAUUAAAAUUCAGAGGACAUUGAAAUUAGACUUUUUUUGUAACUUCAAUUGGCGUGUAAGAGAUAGUUAUAGUGAGGAUGUGAGAGUUAUCGAAUAUUCAGCUCAGAGGUCACAGUGACAUUUUACACGUAAGUGAUGUUUACUAGGUUGUUAACCACAUGUCAUUAUAUGGACAGCCAUAGCUGGGAAAUGCUGGCAUGCUGAUGCAAUAUGAGGAAGGUCAUGGCAUGAACUCUAGGACACUGUGUAGUGUAAUCAGAUAGAGAGAUAAACAUCAUGUAGUAUAGCUGUAAGAUUAGAUAUGAUGAAAAUAAAAUAACAUUUUAUCAAGUUCUGCCUAAACAUUCUUAACUUGCCUUAUUUGUACGUUUCAGUAUGUUUGACCACCAUACAGUGUACAAUGUUUUUUUUCUGUUUUCCGUUCACAGAUUAUAGACAAUUCCCUAUGAUUGCACAACCACCCUGAGGGUCCGAGAGAUGCCCCUGUUCCACUUUUUCUGUUGCAAGGACAUGUGGUGGAUGUAAAGUGUUUUAGUGCACAUAGAGUGUCAGCUCUUUCUGUUUUGUUGAAGAAACAAGAGUUAGAAACAUAGAAACAUAGAAUGUGACGGCAGAUAAGAACCAUUCGGCCCAUCUAGUCUGCCCAAUUUUCUAAAUACUUUCAUUAGUCCCUAGUCUUAUCUUAUAGUUAGGAUAGCCUUAUGCCUAUCCCACGCAUGCUUAAACUCCUGUGAGAUUGUAAACAAACUAUUGCAAAUAGCUUGUCGUUUUUUUUUCUCCUAUUGUUUCUGAUUACCUUUACUUGUCAUUUAUUUAUAAAAAAACAUUUUUUCUUCAUUAUUGAACAGAGCUGCAAAAUAUGUUGGCAUUAUAGAAAUAAUGAUGAUAAUUGCAAUCUAAGCACAUUUUCAGCACAGAUCUGCUAAAGACCUUAUUGGAUAUUGAGAUUAACCUUGUCUUGAUCACUACUGCAUAUAGUGAUGUACUUGGUUUUUGACACUUGGGGCAGAAGUGUGUGUUGGCACUCAUCUGGAAUUCUAAAAUGUUUUGUGUGUCAUCUUGUGCCAAAUGUUUCGCACACUUUCCUCACCCCCUUGUAUCUCCUGGCCCAUGGCACUCAUUGUGUGCUUAAUACCCUCUUGUCUAUCUCUUAACCCACCUUAACACCUUGUAAACAUACCAUAUCUCUUAUUUGUAUCCAAAUUUCUGGUUACCCAUUGUGUGCUCUUUAAACCGCCAUUAGUUUUAUUGUCUCUUUUGCUCCUUGUGUGUCUUUUAACUCCACUCUCCAAACCAAACUACCAAGAUUGUAGUGUGGCUGCGUGGGACUUGGUAGAGGAUCCUCAUGUUACUGUGCCUGAUCAGACAGGGAGCUCUAUACAGCAUACACUGACUGACUCGAGAAGCAUGGAUGUGACUGACCAGCUCAUCCCCCACUAGUCAAUGCUGUUAGCAGCUACCUGUCACGCAGGGUAGACGAACAUGACAAUAUGGCACUAAUAUAUGUCUCUGCUACAGUGGUCCUCUGUGAGAACCUUCACCCACCUCUCCCCAGUGCAGCCCGCCUCCCUUUUUUGUACACUACUGACGGGAUGCCAGUGUCUGAUCGCAUUGCAUAUUUCGCAUAGACAUUCUAUGACUUGUUGAAUAUUUUAAUGAAUGUCCCAUUCACAAUAUGAUCUAGUGUCUUUCUCGUUUUCCUUGAUAACCUUUAGGCAUUUCUGGCAUAACUGAAAUAUGAAUGCUCCCAUUGAGUAUGCUUGCUGUUUGAUGUCCUAUAGUUCUUCUUCCUGAGACAUUUUAUGACCUUGAAGAAAAAUAGACUCCUAUUCAAAAUUCUGAAUAAAGCAGACGUCAUUGCAAGGAGAAAAUCAGUAGAGGAAAUGCACUUUAAUAUGUUUUGUAUUCACUCUGACCACAAUAGGUACGAAAUGCUACGUACAGAUUAACAAAACAAACACACAAAAAAACAUGGCAUUUAGCUCUUUGUGGUAUGAACCGGCUUAAUCACAGUAUGACGUUUAGCAUGGGCUGCAGGAUAUAUACACCAUAUCAUAGUUCUGCAGGUGAAGCUUUUUCACAAUACAGUUAUUUAGUAAAGAGGAAAUUUGUGGCGAAAAUUGCAAGGAAAUAGGGAAAAAGAGCCAAACUGAAAUCGGUCUUCAGUUUUUCCAGCUCAGAUAUUUUAUCCUAUAAUUUGUAAUUCCCUUGUCCUUUCUCCACAAAUUCCUGAUUUUGGGCUUGUUUCCGAUUCGGUAGUUAAAUGUCAGCUGUUGUAAUUAUAUGCAGCCAGUACAUAUUUGCAACAAAAAAAGUGCUUGACGUGUUUCCAGGCUCAUGUUUACACCCAUACAGAUAAUGUGUUUAACACAUGAAAGGGUUACUAGAACCCCUUGUAACAGAAAUUUGUUUUCAGCGAAUAAUGCCCUGUCGGCACUGUAACAAUUGUCCACCUACCUUUUUUAUUUAUUUAGUUUUUAAUAAAAUAGGUUAAAACGUAUCUGGAAUACAGAGCCGGGUUUCCACGCUCUGACGUCACGCUGCGAAAUCCGCAGUCAAAUCAAAUGCUUCGUAGAGAAGCAUUGUAUUUGACCAUUCGUUCCAGGUCAGAGUGCACAUGUGUGCGCUGAGCUGUGGAGGGGAAGGAGGAGGUGGACAAAGGAGGAAUUUACAUUUAGAAACCAAAAAACUAAACAACCCGAAUGCACAACACGUAGAGAGGCAGGGCGAGCCAGCAUGGACGAAGGACACACUCAAGCUUAUAUAUGCUUACAACGUCUGUCGUCAGCGCGCAGUAUAUUAUGCACAGCAUUUCAAGCACUAACCACUAUAGCAACUUUUUAAAGCAGAAGUGGUCAUAGGGGCUGGAGUAACCCAUUAAUCACAACAGGACAAUAUAAAAGAAUAGACAUAGGAAAUGUCUGCUUUAUUUGUACAUAAAGGUUGAUGUACAUGUCUAAUAACAUGUAUGCUACGUGUAUUGUACAAUGAUUUUGUACCAUGUUGGGUACAUAUGUGUGUGAUAGCACUGCAGGGCCUAGUUGUUGCCUUAACUUUUAAAGUUAAUUUCCGUUAUGUGAAUUGUUUAUGUAAGUGCUGCAUGGGUUUAAAUUACACAUACCUACGAUAUUGGGAAGCAUGAAGCAUGCCAAUCAAGAGAGGUUCAGCAGAUCCUGGAGAGGGUGUCCCUCUCACUUAUGUCACUAGCAACUCACAUACUGGGCAACCCAGUCUUCAGAGAAGAAAGGUCCACCCACUAAAGGGGUAUGUCAGCCAGGCAUCAUUGCAUACCAGACUGACUGAUAGACUCCGGAUUGGCCCACUCACAGGAGACUAUGCUGCUGUAUUGCUCUUUGAAUGGUUAUGCCCACUACCAUGUGACACUGGGUACCAGUGUGUACCCUAUACUAGUGUAAGUGAGGUUUUAAACUUACCUUAUGAUCCCAUUUACUAUGCCACGGGUGGGGGCAUGCCCACUAACCAGCGAGUAGUCCAUACUCACUGUCAUAAAGAAUAAUGACUGGGCAAGUAUUAGGCGCUAGUAAUGUACAGGAGGGGUCUGCUGGCAUGGCUAAGAUGAUAGAAUUGAGACUUGCCUAUCCGCGUACUCUGAUUGGCUUACAAGCCAGCCAAUAGGAGAGCUCUGACUGAGAUUGCAUAGUGUGGGAAAACCCUUAGAAGGACUUUUCCUGCCAGGCAAGGUCAUUCUGCUUUUCCUGUCAGGCAAGGUCAUUCUGCAUUGAGCCCUCAAUGGGCUAGCAUGGAUUGUUAUUAUUGAGGGUUUUUUUUGUUGUAUUUGUAAAAAAAAAAAAAAAAUUUGGGGAGACAAAUCUGGUAUUUGUUAUUUUUAUAGUAACAUUGGAACUUUUUUCAGCCCCACAUAAUUCCAAGAAACGUGUUAUGAAGACGUCUGAUGGUAAAUAUAUAUUAAAUGUUGUUGUUGUUGCAGGUAUAUAGACUUAUUAGGGCCCUCCUCACUAUUAUUACUUGUGGUGGAUAUAAAUAUUUUUGGGGGAUUUCUUUCUACUUUGGCUGUGAUCUUCUGAUCUCACCAUAUUUUCUGACCUUAUUGAAUACAGAGCCCAUAAUCAUGUGCAUUAUGGGAGCACUUGGACUUGUGCACACCCCACUGUACAAUUCAUGGAAUGAAUGUCAGAUAUGUCUUGGAUUGAAUUAUAUUGCCUGGAUAACCAGUCCAGUUUGAUCUGCGUAUCCUGGUGCUUUGUUUUAUGCUAUUUGAUGUUGCCUGCAGAUUUGAAGGUUUCCUUACUUCAGAGGGGAAUUUAAAUUUGAUUUACUGAAUCAUUAUAGGAUGCUGCACUUCUAUUUGUGGUUGGGUGCAUGUGAUGGUGUUCACUGUGAUUCAAUGAGGCAACAAGACAUUUAAAUAUAUUAUUAUAGUACGAUUGUAUACCUGCCUGAUUCUGACCUUCACGGUAGUUCACGGUAAGAAAUACAAUAUUUUGGUGGCUAUGAAAGCCUUAAUCAUGUAUACACAUUAUUACAUCCACCAUAUUUAAACUCUAUCGGCCAUUGCUAUUGGUCAAUGAACACUUGGAAUAUCCAAUCCCACUCCACAAUUAAGGGCGGAGGUGAAUGCAGUAAAAAAAAACAAAAAAAACAAAAAAACAUUAAUAUAUCCAUGAAUAAGUAAAUAGCACAUAUAUAGAAAAACAGGAAUAUUAAGGCUUACACAGUCACCGAAACAUUGUAUUUCUUGUACCGUGAACCAGGAUCAUAUGUGGCUUCAAUACAUAUUGUUUCAUCUGCUUAUCUUGCUGUAAUGCCCGUUCUUCAACAUUUUUUAUUUUCUUGUUACAAACAGGUCUUCUAGAUGACAGAUCCACUUCACUAAUGACACUUCACGUAUCUUCGCUAAAUAACCCCCUUACUGAACCUCUUUGUAGUUAUAUACCUGUCAGAACAGCAGUUCAUUAAUGGAACGCUCUAUGCUAGAUUCUCUUAGCAGAGUAAGGGUUUAUACUCUGCUAAUCAAAUAGCUAUUUUCCUGUGGAGGGAAGCCAGCCCCUUAACAUUAAAAAUGAUAUUUUCAUUAAAUUGUAUUUAACGUUCUAAUAUUCCUUCCUUUUUUCAGACUACCGGAACUUAAAAAAAAAAAAGAAAGAAAGAAAAAAAAAAAAAGCAAGAAUAGACAGAUAUUUCAUUUUACCUGGCUGCUAACUUUUUCCCCAGCACCUAGCGUCAAAGAAAAUUUGCCAAGUCUUGCUCUAUCCCUCCUAUGAAAACCAAGAUUACAGACUGUCCAGUAGUAAGACCAUUAUGAAACUACAUUUUAGGGAAGUAAUGAGAAAUUUACUUCAUGCUUCAAUUAAGCAGUCAUUGACAUUUAGUGAAGCAGACAGAUCAGAACACUGUGUCUACUUCAAAAUAAGCGUUAAGUCAUUUUUUCCAGUCAUCUUGUUUCAAUAUGCACAUGUUUUUCCCCAGUUUCAAUUUAGAAAACUAUUUAAUUGCAUGUAGUUUUAAUGGUGUGUGUGUGUGUUAAUGAAGUUUUUACUAUUAUUUGCAAGUAGUUGCAACAAGAUAAGUUGGACAUACAGAAACAGAAGGUGCUGAGGGAUUCGCUCAAAUGAGCUUACAUUCUAAGGGAAGACAUAGGAAUCCUGCUUUUCUUACCCAGGGAAGAAAUUCAAAUCCCAUAUGUUUUAGGUGACAGAGAUAUUUUGAAGAAGUGAUCGUUAUGUAAUAUGUUUUCUGUGUUGUAAAAUCCUGAAGAAAUUAGUGAGUUUAGGGAAUGGGACAAUAUUUAUUUGUUACAGGGGCAGGAUGAACAAAGUAUAUUCUUGUGUAUUCCUUUGGAAAAAAAACCCAACACAAUACAGAGUGGUUAAAAGUAUAUAUUUUUUUACUUCCUAUGCUACAUUCUUGACAGAUGUCUAUAGUGGCACAUUGUCUCUGGGUACACAUGGUCUUGUCAAGAAACCGCUCCUUAUACAAGAUAAAUAGUUGUAUCGUUAAUGUAUCACUCCAUAGUUUUCAUUUGUAGCCCUACAAAACCUAGGAAAAGACAGCAGAACAGUUUGAUUCCUGUAAGAGCACUAAUAAUAUAUCACUGGCAAUCUUUGGCCUACCACAUGGACAGUUAGCCAAUCUGAAGGCUGAUAAAUAUGGCAAGUCACUUGAACAUCUGGAUUGCCAAAUCAUAUCUUUUUUUUAUAGUCCUGUUGCAAAGGUUUUGUUUUCAUAACAUAAAUACUCUAAUUCAGUCACAAAUACAUAUAAUUACUGUAAUAAUCACAUUUUAAGAAAUGUGAACAGAUAACCUGUCCAGCAAACACUUGUAGGGCAAGCAAGCAUUCUACCUGCUUUUCUACCUAUAUGUGCUCUGUCUGUGUAUGUUUAUUACUUCCUAAAGAAUUGAGUUGGCACAGGACAAGCCCCAGGACUCAGACAGCUAUGGCUUUCACAAUGUUUUGCUACAUUACCAUUAUCCCAAUGGGUAUAACCCUACGGACUCUUACAGCAAUCAGAACUUGUAAUAAAAUGUUCUAAGUUCUGCACCCACGUGUCUUGCCAUGUCUUUAAACACAUUGUUGGAGAGUAUGAUGUAUUCACUAAUGAUUCAUUACAUUUGCGGUUUUCACAAAGUCUCAGGUUUCCAUGAUUCACUUUGUCUCUUCAGAGGUUCGAAGAUGUGCAGCCAUUUAUUUUCCGGUGUUCGCAUAUCUUUGGCGAAGCACAGACUUCAUUAUCUAUAGUGUAGUUUAAAUACAUUACAAAUCGCUGUUAGAAUCUCCUAACCUUCCCUACAUUGAGGAUGUACAGUGCUUCCUUGCAAAUUGCUUCCAGGAAAUGAUUUUCUUGUAACGUAAGAUUUGAGACCACAAUUGAAACGUUCCCACUAAUUAGUGCUUAGCAGGAGCUGUGCAGUCAUACUCGUAGCCGGUGGGGGUGUGUAUGUUUUUUGCCUUUUUUAUUUUUUUCUUCUUUUUCUAGGAGAGUUGUACAGUUAAACAAGCAUCCCAAUAAAUAAGUGUUUUUCCUGCUAUGAAUACAUGGAUUUCCUCCUCUGUAUUUACCACGUAAAUUGGUAUAUUGCCCACUUUGACAUUGACUUGCAAAGUAUGGCUAUUUUGUUUCCAUGGUUAUCUGAAAUAUCACAUCAUUGUUUAGCUGUCAUAGAAAUUGUCAAAAGCGGCAGCUUGCAGUUCAAGCAUGUAAAGUGUUUUGUUUGUAAAUGUUUGCUUUUGGGGGGAUGUAAUAGUAAGAUUCUAUUCCUAACUCGACACAAUGACUCUCCCCAAGUGUUAUUCAUGUCUCGGGGUUUAGUAGUACACAUUAGACUGGCUUUAUAAAUGUAGAUAAAAGGGAGUUUGUGUGGGGGGGUAGGGAAUAGUGUUUUGUGUAAAUGGAAUAAAAUGGCAUACAUUGUGUAUAAUUGUAAAACAGAUCUGAGAGUGUUUAAAACCACCAGGAUAAGCAUGCACACCUCCCAACAUUGCAGAUAGACAGAGAGGGACACAUUCAUUUUAGUGGGAGUGUGGCCAGGGACAGGGCUGUUCUGAAAAAUUUCAGGUGACUUACUAAUAAUUUGCGUGACUGAAAUAUAAUUUUCAACUAGGCUUAUCUAGACAGACUGAUUUCUAAACACAUUUAGUGUAGUUUAAAUACAUAUUACUGUGGGUAUUAUUGCUGUGGAGCUCUGUUGUGCACUGAGACACACAAACAAUAUGGAGCUCCUUGAAAAGACGGUCAUUAACACAGGAAAGAGGGACAGAGGCAAUUGGGCCCAAAUAGAGACUGCCUGUCCUAAAUAGGAACACCUGGGAGAUAUGAACAUGUUUGUUAUAUUUUAGAUGAAAAACAAGUGUUUUCGAUUGUGUUUUAAAGUGACGGUAUAGCUUAAUGAAACAGUUUUGUUGUAUUGGUCAUGCCCAUUAACUCUAACUGAUCAACUCUCUGCCAUUUAGGAGUCAAAUCACUUAGUUUAUGCAGCCGUAGCCACACCUUCCUGCAUGUGACUUACACAGGCUUCCUAAACUCUUCCUGAGAGUGAGAUCACUUCCUUUAUUGCACAGUUUGUUUAAUUUAGAAUUUUCUAUCUCCUGUUCUGUUAAAAGCUUGCUAGACCUUUCAAAUGCCUUGUGUGUGUGUGUGUGAUUAAAGUUCAAUUUAUGGAGUUGGAGAUAAAAACCUCUAAAGUAUGUUAACAUCUGAUUGAAAAUGACACAAUUCUUUUCAUGCAGGUUGAGAGUCACAGCCAGGGGAGGUGUAGCUAGGGCUGCAUGGGCGGAAAAAUAAAUAAAUAUUUAACUCCUGGCAGAAGAUUGCUGAGACUGCAGAGGCAUGAUCUAGGCACAAAAAAGUAAUUAAAGUUGUUUUGGUGACUAUAGUUUGUGACUUUAAUUCCAUUGGAAACACUUUCAGAACACUGCCUUUUCUCUAAAAAAACUGCCUUUUCUCAGUGAAAAGCCUGAAGGGACAUGCUAUUGACACCAAUACAACCCCAAGUAUGACUUUUUUUUUUUUUUUUUUUUAAAUAUGAAUCCUUAAAUCUUAAAGGGACAAUCCACAGCCCAAAUAAUGUAAAUAAAUAUAUAUAAUCACUAUUUAGUAGAUAUACCCCAAUAAAAACAUGUCUGCUUAUUGUUUGCAGCCUUUGCAAGUCACUCAGUGCAGACUUUCUGUGACUGUCCAAUCACAGACUUCCUGAUGCAGCUCAAUGAGACAUCAAGUGUUCUAUGAGCACUUACUGCCUCUUGAGUUUAGCUCCACUGAGUUACAUAAACCCUAUUACAUCCCCUGUUGACUGAUUGAAAGCCAGGUUAAUAAGGUUAAUGUAUAAAAGUGGCAUUAUCGAUUGAAAACUGCACUUUUUGUAAAAGUAAAAGGGCACACUUUUUGCACUUAAUGCACUAAAGCAAAAAAAGUGUUUUGUGUUUGUUUUUGUUUAUCCGUCUGUCGUCUCUCCCUCUCUCCCUCUCUCUCCUUCUCUCUCCCUCCCUCUCUCUCCCUCUCUCUCCCUCUCUCUCUCCCUCUCUCUCUCCCUCUCUCUCUCUCUCUCUCUCUCUCUCUCUCCCUCUCUCUCUCUCUCUCUCUCUCUCUCUCUCCCUCUCUCUCUCCCUCUCUCUCUCUCUCUCUCCCUCUCUCCCUCUCUCUCUCUCUCUCUCUCUCUCUCUCUCUCUCUCUCUCUCUCUCUCUCUCUCUCUCUCUCUCUCUCUCUGUCCCUCUCUCUGUCCCUCUCUCUGUCCCUCCCUCUCUCUCUCCCUCUCUCUCUCUAAUGAACAUAUAGACCAGAGGUCUGUAACACAGUCUUCAGGAAAAAAACAGAUCCAGAUUUUGUUAGUAUUGACAUUGGUACGUAAUUGGGAACUGCUUCAAACGCUACCAAAGAUCUACAUUUACAUGACAAAGCAGUUCCUCCUUUUUCUCGUGAAUUUAUACCUUUUGAUUAUGGUAGAAUUUUAAAGAAAUUUCUACACCGUCAGAGGUUACAUUUGUUAUGAAAGGCUCAAAAGUGACAGAACUGUUUUGCAAUCUGGUAACACUUUCCCAGAGAAUAGAAUGCAGCUCUUCAAGUGGUAAGCAUAGCUCAAAGAAACUUGCCACGGGCAUUCCCACCUAUUUUAAGGACAGUUGAGGACCAGAGCCACCUCUAACUCUGUCUUUUAUAUAGGGGCAAAUCAAAACCUGCCUUUCUUACUCAUUUUAUCUUUUGAUUUAUCAUUCAUUGUUUGACACAAUGUCUAAAAGGGUGACUCAUGUGGGGAAUUAUUUUGCUUAAUAACCCAGGGAAAGUGCCUGAGUAUUUAUCCUUUUUGGUGUCUGUAGGGCGAUCAUACUAAUAAAUAUAAUCUCAGUAUAAUGGUAAUAUAGUGACACCCCUGGUUUCUGAGUCACCAGUCCUAGUGAAUCCUCAGGGCGUUACCACACUGUGCCAUUGCACCUCUGGCACAGUGCCCAGUAGCACUACAUGUCACAAUUUUAGUGUGGAGCUGUGUGGACUGAAUAGCUUUUUUUUUUUUUCCUACAAAGUUCACUGAAACUCUUCUAUAGGUUUUGUUGUGUAUUUUAUUUUAUUGAUGUUGAAUGUUUGUAAGAUCGACGUCCAGAUUUAAUCAAGUCUGGUAUUCACUAAUGUCAAUCUGAAUAGACUUUGCAGGUAAAUUUGGCAUUGAAAACUUGUAAAACGAACUCACUGAGAAGUCCCAGCUGGCGGCUUCAUGCCCGAUUCACGUUGAAUAGCUGCAGUCACUUCAUGUCAGGGAGUAAUAAGUCAAAUUGUUUAAACUGCUUCUUAUUAGGACUACUGAUUGUAACUUUUAACUGCCCCUGUCAUUAUGUUGUAGCACUGCUGGUCAUUAUUGACUGUUUUACAUGUAUGCACACAGGGGUCUUAUGUCUGCUAAAUAUGAUCUACGUGUCUGCAAGCAUUUUUUUGCCCUAGAUUGUUCCGUCCAAGCCAUAGAACACUGCAUGAGAAGAAGUAUAUCGGGGACUAGCUUCUUUGUAUCCGAUGCCAGAGCAGCAAGCAAUAAUGUGAGGGAGGAUGUAUUAGAGGAAAUGUUAUUUUCAACACAGGUUCUCAUUGUUCUCCUUAUGAAUGAGGGUGGGACCAAAACCCAUUCAUUUACUGCCUUUUUGUGACUCCAGAUGCCAAGCCUCAGAGGGACGGGUGACUGGGUGGGAGGUAGGAUAAAGGAGGUGAAACCUACAGGCCUUGCAAGUACUUUAGCAAGUGGCCAGCCGCUGGCUUGUGUGACUUCUAGGAAAUCAAUAUGCAAGCUUGUUAUUGUUGCACACUAUUAGGGGAAGAAGUAUUGUAUACAGUGAGUAUGUAUUCUAUGGGCUGCUGUUCACAAGGUACAAUGUAUCCAUUUCCAGGGAAUGUAUUCUUGCUUGUUAACACUUUGGGUGUCAGUGAGCUUAUAAGCACUUGUGUUCGCUGACUUUUCAUUGCUUCUUGCAUUUCCUCUGCGGAUUUCAUUAGACUUUUUUUGCAGUUGAUUCAUUUUAUACAGGAUUGAACGUUUUGAUAAUGGUAGGGGUUGCCAGUGUAAAUUUUUACUUACUGUAAAUGUUUGUUCAAGAUCUAAAUCUUGCAGUUGUUCUUCCUUUUAAUAGAAUUUUGCAAAUAAUUCAUCACUGUGGUUUAGAGGUUGUGUUGAAAUUUCAGUGAAAUGAAAUUCUGUCCUUAUGGGAAAACAUGGACGUGACAGGGUAAAUUUAAAAAUAAGACAAGAAAGUAGUAUAAUGCCUUCUUAUCCGAGCUAGGAAUGGCAUAUUAAAUAUAAAUAUUAAAUUAUAAAUUAAAUAUAAUGAGUUAAACUUUAAAUAAGGGAAAUAAAUGUAAGUUGUUUUUUUUUCUUCACCUCACUCUCAGAUUAAUUGUCGUAAAGCAGUUGUUUGUUCUACCAUCUUAAAUUUCAUUUACCCCUACUACUCUUACAGCCUAUACAUUCAACAUCCAAAUUCUUGCACACUUUUGGGUUUUUCUUUUGUUAACAUACACUCUAUAAAGUCCUGUAUCAAAGGUGAUACAGGAUUACCGGAUUACUGCCUUAGAUAUGAUUGCUAUCAAUUGUCACUCAAAUUAUCCUAGUUUGCAGUAUCCACAUCUUUGUUCUCUCUCAUAUGUACAAAGAGAACGUAGGGAGGGAAAAAAAAAACUGAGAAAUCUCAUAGGAUUAUACUGAUAAAACACAUAUAUUUAUUAAAUGAUAAAAAGUAAGGGUGAGCUCUCAUAUUAGCUUGAAAUUUCACUCCCAUUAAGGAGUCACCAAUGCAGUCCCUUCUAUUCGCCGUCCCGGCAUAUACUGGGUUGUAUCGUUAUAAAGGAGUUUCUUUUGAAGUUCCUUCGAUUCCUGGUGUUUUAGCACCAAUAACUGUAGUAAGAUUCUCACCUCCUAGCAACUUUGUUCAAAUGUGUUUCGCCACUUCAGGGUCUUUUUCAAUGAUAUAAUUGAAAAAUUAUAUCUCUUAGCAAGAGUCACCUCCUAGCAAGUUUGUUCAAAUGUGUUUCACUACUUGAAGGCUUUAUCCAUAAUAUCAGUUGCUAGGACAUUACUAAAUUUACAUGUGCUAAAAGAUGUGUGUGUGUGUGUGUGUGUGUGUGCUGGCUGUGUGUUGUUUGUCCGCGUUUGUCUCCUGGCUAUAUUUUUUGUGUGUUGCAAGAGUCUCACCUCCUAACAACUGUGUUCAAAUGCGUUUCACCGCUUCAGGGGCUUUUUCAAUUAUAUCAGUUGCUUGUGCUAAAAAAAAAUUGUGUCUGUGUCUGCUGGCUGUGUGUGUGUGUGCUAGUUGCAUGUUACGUGCCUGCUGACUGUAUGGUGUGGGUGUUUGUGUGUGCUGGCUAUAAGUUGUGGUUGUGUGUUCUGGCUGUGUAUAGUGUGUUCUGGAUCUCAUACUCUAAUAACUCUUAAAGGACCACUAUAGUGCCAGGAAAACAUACUCGGUUUCCUGGCACUAUAGUGCCCUGAGGGUGCCCCCAUCCUCAGGGUCCCCCUCCCGCCGGGCUCUGGGGGGAGGAAGGGGUUAAACUUACCUCUUUCUCCAGCACCGGGCAGGGAGCUCUCCUCCUUCUCUCCGCCUCCUCUCCUCCUCUUCGGCUGAAUGUGCAUGCGCGGCAGGAGCAGUGAGACAGCCACUAGAGGCUGGAUUAACCCAUUUAUAAACAUAGCAGUUUCUCUGAAACUGCUAUGUUUAUAGAAAAAAAGGGUUAAACCUAGCUGGACCAGGCACCCAGACCACUUCAUUAAGCUGAUGUGGUCUGGGUGCCUAUAGUGGUCCUUUAAGCCAAAUCGGGCUUUAAUACAUGCAACGCAUGCCUCAGACCACAACCACUGUAAUUUCACUCCUCACAGUUUGGGCACUAACUGAAUCAGAGUGCAUGCUGGGAGACAUAGCGGCUGUGCUCUGACUCAGUAGAUAGCACCGGAACCAUGGAGAGGUCGGCAAGACCUGAAAGUAUAGCGCUCAAAAAGUAAUAUCUCAAAUAAAACUCACUUUACACAGUGGAGAACAUUUAUAGAAGUUCAAGCAUUGUAUAAAAGUUGUGGCAAAAAAUGUUUUAAUUUUGUUCUUUACUUUUAUUAAUGUAUUGUCCAUAUUUAAAUAAAGUGUUUUUAUUUUCCUGUCUACCGUUACACCAGAUGGCAGCGGUAGGUGUGGCAAAUGCAUUAAUUGCGCUAAUACCAGAUACACAACAAUUUAUCUCCAUCCUUACACUGGUACAAAUAUCUGGCAUUUCAUUACAUGCAAGUCUGAAAGUGUUACUUUUCCUUUUUUUUUUAAUUCUUUAUUUUUGUUUGUGCAGGGAAUAACAAAGCAUUUGUCAAUGCCACAACAGCAUAUUAUAAAAUAUAUAAACACAGUGGUUAUGCAUUUGUGGAAGGAGCGUUUUGGCACAUUUUCUUUAAACAUUACAUUAUGAACUAGCUGUGCCUUGCUAGGUAGACCUAGGUAUGAGAAUCAUUAGAUUAUAUAGCAGAGAUUACACCGUGAGAUUACAGUAUUAUUAGUUAUUAGAGAGACUAACAAUAUACGUGUACUAUUUGUAUGACUGAUAACAUAGCAUCGCUUGAGUAAUAAUGUCGUUAGACGCGCCAAUGAUAUGUGGGAAGGUGAGACGUCCCAACAGUAAGGUGAGAAACCGCAAGAUGUGCAUUAAACAAAAAAAGAGGUUUAACAAAUUAUAAUCGUGUGCGUAGUACUCACGCGCCAAGUAGCCUGUGAACCGCUGGAACACUGGGCAGUUGUGGCUGUACUGUAGUACCUAGUAUUUGGAUGGUGUUCAUGAAUAACUUUGGGGGCUUAGAAAUUUGAUGCUUAGUCCAGUGCAAGGGCAGUGUAUGCCAUGCGUAGGUUCAUGUCAAUGGGUGUUAGCUUAUUGCAAAUGUCCGCCAGGUUGAGUGGGUUCUGCAGGGUCUUCUUUGUCGGCGUCAUCUCCGGAGCUAGCCAGCCGGCAGUCCGGGUCUUUUCAUCUGCUCAUCCAAUGCCCAGUCUAUGCAGAAGUGUAAGUUUGCGUUGCCGUGGGGUUGUUUGCUGCAUGGUGGUGCUUUUCGGCAUGUUGUGAGGUUGUACCUCGCGUGGCUGCUUCGUGGUGCUUCCCCAUGUCGGUGAGUGGUUAGUGGGUCUUGUGGGCGUAGAGGUCUCUCCCCAGCGUGUUUGAGGCCGAGUGUCUGCAUCUGAGGGAGAUGUUGCCGUUACCCGCCUCUGUGUUCCGGAGCUCUGUCUUCGGCUGGAGGCCACUUUGCGGGCUCGUGGCAGGUAUCUACCCAGUUGGCGCUGGGUUGUCGGUUUAAUCCAUGCCGCCACUGACCGCAUGGUGAUAUGGAGGAACCGGCCUUUAGUAUGGAGCCUUGUCCGCAGGCCGUCACUUAGCCGGGCAAAGAACUCCAGGGUGUGCUGGUGGUUUAGCGAGGGUGUUUUUUGGCGCUAGGCGCUGCUGUGUCGCCAUUUUGCAUGGGUCCCCACCGUCCCGCUGGGUUGCGAGUUUAGUUGCUUGUAGAGGUUGCUUUGUGGGGGUAAUCGUCCCCAGCGAGGACCGGGAUAUCCCCCGCCGGUCCAGGGGGGGGGGGGUAGCAGGGCUGUAUUCAAGGCUAGCUUGUGAGCGGGUCUCGCGCCCAGAGGUCGGCCGCCUCUCCCAGGCCCUGGGCUCUGCUCCAAUGUAGGCCGCAUGGCCGGUUUGUGUGCCCGUAGCGUAUAGUGGUGCAUGGCGGGCAUUGUUCGAAUCCCCGUGUGGUCCUGCAUCGGUUUUGGGACCUUGUGAAUAGCUGGCACGGGUAGUUAAAUCAAGGUUGUCGUAUGUUUGCCCGUUGUAGUCAGAGCUCUCAGAGAGCACAUCCAACCAUCUUGGCUGUCAGGCCCCGCCCCCCUACUUUUCCUUUUUUUAAAGAUCAAUUGUAGGGACAUUAUUUUUAGUUAAUAUAAUGUAUUCAAGAGCAGAAUUCUCAAAUAACAGCCACAGAAUAGUGGGUUAUACCCAGCGGGUAUGUAACAUUUGAAAAUAGUAAGAAUAUUAUUACAGAAUUUACAGACUUUGGUCUGAAUAAUGUUAGAGGGAAAUGUGCAUUUUAAAUUGUUUCUGUAAUUUCUUAGAAUUUGUAAUAUUAUGUUAACCAUAUAUUUAAUGUAUUUACAUGUACAUUAGGUUAUGUAUUUGAAAUCCUGCAAAUGAAUGCCUCCAUCUUCGCUCACUGCCAAUCAUUGGAAUAAACCCUGUCCUUUCCAUGUUUCAUCAAUAGUGUGAACUCCAGACAAGAGAUAUUCCCUUUAACCCCUUAAGGACCAAACUUCUGGAAUAAAAGGGAAUCAUGACAUGUCACACAUGUAUUGUGUCCUUAAGGGGUUAAAUCCCUACUGUGGUAUGCUUUGUGAUUACUUUUAUUGUCCUAAGAGAUCAUUAAACCAAGUGCUGCUAUUAGUUUAUUAUUAUAUGUAGAUUUUCUGAUUCCAGUUUUAUUUUAGUUAGCUGAAUAUAACUUUAAUUUCUAAUGGGUCCAUUUAUUUCUUGUCAUGUUUCUCCCAGCAGCUUUUCUCCCCAGCGUGGUGUAAAUUGCGUCAUAACCUAACCUUUUAGCUUUUACAUGCGUUUGAACUUUUCCUACUGCUUUCAGUCAUAUGAAAGUUCAAUGACCCAUUAAGUGACUUAGAUUUUACUUUGUAAUAUGAGGCUUUUCUAAAUAAGGAUCUUGAAUCUUGCUUUAUAUUCAAAUACAACAUUCUAUGAAACAUAAUGAGUUCUAAUUAGUACUCAUAUGCCAUAUGCAGCUUUUAUAAGCAAAUAUCCAGAAUAGUUGUUUGUUUUCAUUUUGUGGGAGUUUUAAGAAUCUAUGUUACUGGGUUAGUGAGUGAUAUUUGGUUUUCCUAUCAUCUGGCAACAGUUGAAUGGUCCAUGACAUCAUUCAUUGUUGCCACUGGAGUCUGGGAUUUGCUUUGCCACAACCAAAGCCAAUAUGUAAAUGUCUCAUGGAACACCUUUGGAUUGUUCAUAAUUUAAAAAGUGUUUCUUUUAAGCAACACUGAAAAAGAUAUGACUGCCCUAAAUAUCUACAUCUGUAUAUACAAACAUUUCCAUCAUCCACAAAUGUACAUAAAAGUGAAAUCCGAUACAUAGGCACAAUAUAUUUGAGAUUGCAUUGGGUGGGGGAAUAAAUGUCCUUUGCACAUUAUUCGUGUGAGGCUAACUAUAGGAAACUAUAGUUUAUUUUUUUAUUUUUUGACAACAAAAUUGCCAAUGAAGUUUUUCUCUAUAUAUCACUUAGCAGCUUAAUAUCUUCAUGUCAGAAUACAGAGUGUUAAAAGAAACAAAACCUAGCACUUACUUUCAGUAAUAUUUUGGAACAAAUAGGCAAUCUUGUCACCGACCUCCCUGUGAUGGAUUAAGGUCAGACCCUGCUGACACAUUUCAAGUGUUCGUUAUGAAUACAUUUUCAGGUAAUUGCUGAAGGACGUGAAGUAAACCCUGUUCUGUGUCAGUCUCAGAUUCUUCUCCCCAAGCUGCGGACAGCCCAGUUUGUGCAUGUUACUGUUAUCUUCACUUUCUUUCAUCCUGUGCCAGCCAUUUCUGAGCAGUAAUUCUACUGGACUGCAAGGCACGAAUCUACGAGCUGAUAAACUCUACUUCAUUUGGCCAUACUUGUUAGGCCAUGAAUGUCCUGUCAGACUGAGAAGGGAUUCCAGAUGUGCAGCUUAUUCCACAUGCUGUGGAACGUGCAGUAAUAAAUUAUUGUUGUUGUGAUUGGUUGUCCGCUCUGCGCAAUUGCCCUCUGACUGUACUUAGAACAUAACAGCUUGUUCCACUAUUCCGCAAAGAUGCAAUCCCACGUAACUAACCAAAGUAUGUUUUACAGGGCCUGUAUGACUAAUACUAAUGAGCUAAAAGCAAGAUUAAAUAUUUCCACUUAUCUAAUUGUAAACUUUUUUCCCCCCAUGAUUCUUUGUGAGCAUUGAAAGGAAUAUGUAUAUGUGUGUCACUGUAUGUGUAGCCUACAGUAGCCACGUUAGUCCAGUAAUUCAGAAACCAAAAUAAUUGCAGUGCGCAGUCAUACUUUUUAUUGGACAAGUCCUAUAAAAAGUAUCACUACCCACUGCACUGCUCCUGUCAUUGCAUCAGUUGUGUGUGUGUGUGUGUGUGUGUGUGUAUUGAUUGAUGGGACUUUAAUCCUAGCCCUUUCAUAUAAUAUAAAGUAUACUUUUGAUGAAUCAUUCUUUAUGGGAAAAUAAUGCUGUUUGAGGGUUUUCUAUCUACUUCUUCUACAAACAUGACCAAAGGAAACAAGCCUGACACAAAUGGUAUCUAUAAAGCCCACAAUGGUAAUUUAACAGGAGAGAAUACUAAAUGCAGCUGUUUUUUGUGCCCAAGUAAUAGUGUAAAACGCUAUGCUCUUCUAUUGUAUAUGGGGUACACCAUUCAUGCUUACCAUACCAUUCAUGCUUGUCAUUGGUUUCUUUCCUUCUUUGCAUAUUAUCCCACCUAGGGGAAGUAUCAGCUGUAUAUAAAAUAGUCUCUUACUAAAUGCCCAUAAUGUGGAAUCAGAUUUCUGGUGCUGUUCUCGUAGUACCUUAGCAAAAAAUUGAAGAGCAACACAACGCUUCAUGCAGGUGUGUGGUCUUGGGUUUUCCAUAUUCUAUAAAUAUUCAUUUUUAUUUUUAUUUGCCUGGUCCAUUUUUACACAUAAGGUCUGUUUCUGAAACUAUAGUGUCCACAUUAUUAAUAAACCCAUACUUAAAAGGAUCGGACUUGUUUAAAUUAUUUGGAUUUACUGAGAGUGUGUCUUCUAUUGUACCUAAUGGAAGUUUCUCCUUAGGAACUUCCUACUGGUGGGGUUAAAAAAUAAAUAAUAAUAUAAUAAUGGGGAGGCAGCAGGAAGCUUCUGACACCAUAACUGCUACAGCGAGCUUAAGCUGUAAAGAUGCUUUGCGUGUUCUUAUAAGUUAAAAAAAAAAAAAGAAAUCUUCUUUUACAUGCUUCUCCCUCUCAAAGUAUGAUUUGGCUAGUUAUUAUUUUUUUUAUUUAUUUUUUUCCUUCUAGGUUUUAA
Pelobates cultripes (western spadefoot toad) is the source of this 58476-nucleotide messenger RNA. The record is from the annotation of a GenBank genome assembly. NCBI's taxonomy places the organism in Eukaryota, Metazoa, Chordata, Amphibia, Anura, Pelobatidae.